Porites lobata is the source of this 55292-nucleotide messenger RNA. The record is from the annotation of a GenBank genome assembly. Lineage: Eukaryota; Metazoa; Cnidaria; Anthozoa; Scleractinia; Poritidae.
GCGGACUCUGAUGAUGAGGAUUUUGACUUGAUUCAGCCAUCGCUGAUCCAGCAAUUAAGAAAAAUCUUAGAUGAAUACCCAGACGACGGACAGGUCUUGAAGGUAAAGUAACCUUUUUUGCCAAUAUACCCUAGCAAAUUAGCAAAUGAAUAUUAUUAUGAAAAAUAACCUUAAUCUUAGAGCGAAGUUAAAGUGUAAGAAACUAUUCUCAUUAAUCAGGGCAAGCUUUAAGAGACUGGGGCUCAAGUUCAUUAAAAAUCUUUUCGCCUCUAAAAAGAAAGGUCCUUCUCCCUGCCUCCCUCUCAGGCACUUCGUUUUCACGCAGAGGCGAGCGCGAAAUACGAGGGACUGGUGACGAAGCACAAGGGCCCAUGUGGGAAGGAGAAAGCACAGUUGAGAGACUUCUGUGUACGAGGCAGUCCUUCUCCGAUAAUUUUAUCCAGACAGAUCUAUUAAAUUGACGCUGUAGUCUAUCCAUGUCAUGCUGUAGUUUCCAGUUGCUCCAAACGAUGUCACAAUAAUCAAAUAAUGGAAGAUAAUGUUUACUUUUUUUCUUAGAGUAGUAAUCUUUAUACUGUUGACGGUUCCUCAAUAAUACCCACGCAUUGCUCUGUAGACUAGUUGGAUGUCUUUUGUUUUUCAUUUUCAAGGAACUUAUUCAAAAUGCGGAAGAUGCAGAUGCCACACAAGUCAAAUUCCUGCACGACAAACACAGCUAUGGAACAGAUAAGCUCUAUAAUGAGGAACUGGCAAAAUUUCAGGUACCGCCUUCUCAGUUCGUUUUCACCUUAAACAUGACCAAAGUGCCUAGACAUGAGUUUCGUAGAUAGUCUAUCACAAUGACUUUCCAAUCCACCCUGCUCGUCCUUUUUUUCAAGACAGCCCCCCUAAAUCUCUACCGGCCUUCUCUAACUUUCCGACCUUCUUGCCUCAAACAAAUUGUUCUUUUUUUAUGUAGUCAUUCUCACUCCCUCUUCUGAGUAAAUGGCCUGACAAACUCAACAUCCUACGCCCAACCGCACCCACAACUCAUGCCGAUGCCGUCGUAAGCUUUUGAUAAAGUUGCGAAAUAAAGCUAUAUAGCUCGGUGGACACUCUGUUGAUGGCCACUUCACCGUAGCGGGGGGUCUUGCUCUAGUCCUGGCAGAUAUAUUCAUCCUUGUUUCAAGGUCUUUUAAACGGCCUUCUUCCCUACGGCCCUCUGUGUCUGUUCUCAAGAUGAGCCUUUUGAAAAGGUUCGACUAUAUUUGUGACGUCAUAUCAAAGGCAUACAAAAAAAUAUGAGUUAAGGAACUUAUAUCCCUUUACUCGUAUUCAGGGUCCAGCACUUUAUGCCUGCAACAACUCGAAAUUUACCAAAGAAGAUUGGAGAGGCAUCCGUUUGGUCUGUGAUAGCAUCAAAGUGGAGGAUCCCAUGAAAGUCGGUCGCUUUGGUUUGGGAUUCAAAUCUGUUUUUCACAUGACAGGUAACGCAAAAUACCUUCCAAGUAAGCCAAAAAUAAAAAUUGUUUUUUGGCGUUUUUUUUUUUAUCGGUUGCGUUAUCUGCUCCAAAAACGGUACAAAAGCGUGGCGACCUGCAAUCUGCCAUGUCAGCGUUGCGCGAAACCACUUAGAUGUCGUCAUCCUGACAACGACACUACAUUGAGGUAGUAGUUCAUACGACUUACUCAAGGCUUACAAAAAUCGGUAGGUGGCCUGAACUGACGCAAAGCUGCUAUGUUUGAAAAAAGGGUAGCUGUAACCAGACUUUACAGGCCUUUGUAUCUAAACUAUUCAAUAUACCGUAUUGAGACCUUAUCAGUAGGAAAAUGUCUGUAAUAGGUAGGUGUCGUCCCAUUACAGUGGUGUCUGUAAUAGAGAGGUGUCAGGAUGGUGAGGUUCGAAAGUGAUGCAUAUUAUUAAAGUUUAGUAAUUUACUUAUACGUACGUGGCUCUUUCUCAACUCAGAUUUGCCAAGCUUGAUCAGUGAUUCGCGGAUUGGCUUUAUUGAUCCUCAUGGCGUUCAUUUUUCGGACAGGCGUCGCAUACGAACAGGGAAGUACUGGCGAUUUGACGAAGACCGUGCGACCAUCGAUACGUUUUCUGACCAAUUCCUUCCUUAUAAAGGCAUAUUUAACUGCACAGAUGAAGUUUUCUCCCAGGGAUUCUACGAUGGAACUCUAUUCCGUUUUCCCUUCAGACAGGAAACCUCGGACCUUUCAGAAACACUGUACAACGCAGAUAAGAUGACGACGUUGUUUGACAGUUUCAAAGCCGAUGCUCCCUUAAUACUCCUGUUUUUGCAGAGUCUGGAAUCUGUUGAGCUUUAUACCAGAGAGGAAUCAGAGUCCAGCCCCAGAAGAAUCUUUCAAGUGAAGAUUGCGGAGAAAUGCCUCACAACAGUUCGUGGGAAGAGAAAGGAGUUUCUGAAAAAAAUAACACCUGGUAAAGUGAUGCCCGAACCAGUCACUGUGAGUUACCCAGUGACCAUUGAAACAAUAAACUGCGAGACGCACUUGACAGAGAAACACUCAUUCUUUGUUACAAACUACUUCUGUGGUGGGCAAGUAUCUUCAACGUUCAAGAAGUUGAUGACAGAUAAGGAUCUCAGCUAUCUCCCCACAGUUGGUGUUGCUAUGGCAUUGCCAGGCGGUCCACAGUUGCAGACGCCUGAUAUCAAAGGCCACGUCUUUUGUUUCUUGCCGUUACCAAUCCAGACGAAAAGCUUAACUGGUUUGCCUGUGCACGUCAAUGGUUUCUUCGCUUUGAGUCAGAAUAGGCGUUACAUUAAGUCUCCAAAUGCAGAUCAAGAAUAUCGCCAGAAGGCAAGACGUAAGAUGACUGAUAAGUCCUUGUUAUGGAACAAGUGUCUUCUCGAAGAAGCCCUUCCCAAGGCGUACGUCACCAUGAUUUUGGAAGCCAUAAAGGAGAAGUCUGUUUUCAUUUCCAGGACCGCUAUCUAUAAGUAAGCAAUAACAUGCCUAAAUACAGCCCUAAUCAACUUUGUUUGCCACUCAGUUUCAUUACUCCUGUAAAAGAUUCAUCUUCAAUCGUACGAUUCUCGAAAAAGAAUCGCUUACUUGCGUAUACUUGAAAGAUCUCAACGAGAUAUUUGGUGAAAUAGAAAAAAGCAGCAUGUCCUUCUAUCUUCAACAGAAAGUGGAGCAAAUGCAAUUACUGUUUCUGAGUUGUUAGGUCAAGCAAAUGACGUCUGUUGGAUGGAUAGAGACGUCUUCAUUUUCUGUGCAGUUUCCGCGAUCAAAGUCGUAGUCAGUCGUCCUGACUGAAGUUUCUUUUUAUAAAAAAAAGCAAAUUUUUUUCAACUCCAACUUAAGUAUACGGGAUAAGAUUAACAAUGAAUGAUAAUCCUUAAAUUAUAUUCAGAGAACGUAACAUAAGAGUUUGUCGAAAUGAAUUGACACUUAGCUGAAAAGCUACUCAGUUUUACUGGAAAACUCUGAAAAGAAUACUUGCAAUAAAAAGAUUAAAUCCUACUUACUAAAAAAUUAUAUUGUAUUAGAAUAAGACUAUAACACCUUCAAAUAUACUUGUAAUUAAAGUGAAACUCUUACAAAUCAUUGUUAUCUGAGCUUAGAGGAUUUCUAUAUUCACUGUGCUGUGCGCAUUAACUGAAUAAGUAUGGCAGGUCUCUCAUAAACCACCACCUACAGCGAAAGUGUGAUCUCUUUUUGUUGUUGUUGUUCAUAUAAGGAGGUAUUGCUCAUUCAAGGUAAAGAAAACCGGGAGUCGCAAUAAGUACGCGCAUUUUGUAUCUCGUUUCAGAGCGUGGCCUGAUAUCAACAUUAUAGACAAGCAGUGGAAAGGGCUUGAGGAACCUUUAUUUCGGUUGCUUUUGGCAAAGAACGUUGUUCACACAGAAGCAAAAGGUGGCAGAUGGCUGACAGUUUCAGAAGCGCUUUUUCAGCGUGGAACAGACCGCGAAGAAUAUCAGCUGCUUCUUGAGGUUCUGCUAUCAGUCGGUGUCCCUGCUAUCACUGUACCAAGUCAUGUGCUGCAGGCUGUGGAUAUCUAUGCACCAGGUCAGAAGGAAAUCACGCCUCCUCUGACAAGACAUGUAUUAAGAAAGGUACCCUCAUGCUACACCAGUCUUGAUAAGACGGAGAAGUUGCUACUUCUCCAGUUCUGUCUCAGUGAUCAUCUUUUCGAAGAUCUGGAUAACCUAAAGCUUCUACCAUUAGCCAACGGAACUUUUGCCAAAUUUGACAGUCACACUUCCACAGUUUACAUAACCUCUCCAGAACAUCCUCAAGAACUGUUUCCAGACAUACCUGAAAAAUUUUUGCGGAAAGAUUUAGAAGAAGAUAUUCUUCAAAACCUAAGAAGUGCAGCUUCUGAAGGUAGGCAUAAUAAUAAUUAAAAAAUAGUAAUACAGGACGUCGGCAUCACCCAUGGGUGGUUUUCAGACGAAACCUGUCACUAAGUUAAAACCAUACUAAACAAUAAAAACACUUAGUACGUAAAAUAGAUAGUAAAAAGUACAUAGUCUCAUUUUCUCUAACAAAAUUAUGCUAAAAGAUGUAAAACAGCGUUUCUAAAAACUGCGAAUACUUUCACUGUUUCUGACUUUAAGAGGAAUAUCGUUCCAUUCUUUGAAUAGAAGAUAUGAAGAACGUAGUUGGCCUUUACUACAACGAGGUCUAUCAUUUUUCAAAUCACUGGCAUGAGGCGUUUGGUAAUAGUGGACUGAAGACCCAGUGCUAAAAUUGAUGAUUGUGAUCCGAAAGGCCAUUAAGGUUCUUUUAAAAAUAUUGACACGCCGAUGAAUGUCCGGUCGAACCCGAAGAUUGAUCCACCUAAGUUCGAGAAACGCCUGAGUAGAUGACGAGUGUACACAACGAUUAAGAACAAUCUUAGCCGCCUUAUUGUGCAGUACCUGGAGGGAAUCCAUCAACACUUUAUUAUUCCUAUCACCUCAGAUAAUAUCACAGUAAUAAAAAAACGGUGAUACCAUGGUACUAACAAAUACAUUACGAGCAUAGAUUGGAACCAGAUGCUUAAUCCUAUGCAGAUCGCCAAGUCUUUGAUUAACCUUCUUGCUCACAAAAUCAAUAUCAAUGAUUAGCCCAAAAGAGAUUUUUGUUAAUCAUUAUUCUCAAACACUUAAACGUACAUUCUCUUUCCAAGAUACGGUCAGCUUAAAAUGUUAGACUUGGACGUGUUGAGAGUAAGUUUGUUUUCUUCCAGCCAGGCCACAUUCGUCGGGUCAAUAUUUAGCUUGUGCUGCAAAUAUUCUAAGCAGGAGGAAGAAUAGCACAGCGCUGCGUCAUCAGCAAAUAAGGGUAUAGGUGCAUACUGUAAGGCCUUGUGGAUAUCAUUAAUGUACAUAAAAAAACAAUAACGGUUCUAAAAUGGGCCAGUGGAGAACAAGCACAGUCACGCGUCGACUGUUAGAAAGAGAUCGACCCAAUGAAGUCAGAAGGCGUCUCAUUACUUGUUAUUUCUUCCGAUAUUAAGUUCAAUUCGUACUUAGGAAGGCCAAUUUUGAACCAAUCCUAAAUCGAGCCAUCCGCUGGAGCACUUCUUUCUUGGCGUUUUAGUUUAGGUUUCUUUUCUUUGAUAAAGAGCAUUUUGCAAAUAACGCAAUCCAGCUUUCCACGGCAUUUUUUCAGGGUUUUCAUCGCCAAAUGUUUAUAUUCGUUGAGACAUUUUAAAAGGUUGAGGCAUGUUUAGCCUACAUAUAUAACUCGCGUCAUAAUAGAAAAUCAAUAAGAUUGCUAAGCGUUUUUUUUUUUCAAACGGACGUGCUAAUGAUUAUUGUGUUUAAACACACUAGGACAAACUCAACUACAACUCCUUAGAAGUCAUCACGUACCUGAACUUCUUUGGCAGUCGCUUCCGCAAGACUGGAAGAAAGGCGACUCAAUCUUGUGGUAUCCAGAUAGCCCCAGUCACCAUCAUCCUUCACGGACGUGGAUUCAUUCGCUCUGGAAUUAUCUGCAACGCCAUUUUACAACUGAGAGGGAUAUUCGAAAACUCGAAGGACUACCUCUGAUCCCACUGAGUAUGUCUCAGACACCUGUUACCUUAACUCGUCUCUGCCGCCCAAGUAGGACUGUUGUCAAACAGUUGAAUGACGAAUGUAUUGAUGAAAUCUUGGCAACUGUGUUAAAAAGGCUCUGCGUUAUUGUACUGCAUGGUCUGCCGACGUUCAUAAGCUACCAUCCAGGUGUUGUGGGAACCUAUGUGAAUUUACCAACUGUCCCGGGCGCUGUGAAAGCAAUGAUGACAACUGCCUCAUCUUUGCCCUCAGGAAGAUUUCUAGAAAUUAUUCAAAAAGAAGUUUCCAUUAAAGAAAAGCUUUCUUUGAGAUCAUUUCUUGCAAAUGUCCGACCAUCUGACGUAGUAAAGGAGGGAUAUAGCGCCUUCUUGUGCUCCCUUCCCAUUUUUGAGACUCUCUUCAAGAGGUUCGUUUCAAAGAAUGAUGGCUUAAGUGCUGCGCGUGUUAAAGCUCUUCCGGUUCCCCCACUGCAUGAUCUUAUUGAUAUUUCAAACGACGAUUCCAGGAUUUUAGCACAACUCUUAGAAAUCAGGAUUCUACAGCCUAUUGAUGUUCUCUGCAAAAUGAUCUUUCCGGACAUAAAUGAAGGACACUACAAUGACGAACAAAUUGAUAAGGUGAUGUUCUACGUGCUUGGAUGUUUUACACAUACUAUCCUUCAAAAUGAUAGCUUCAAGCGGCAAGUACAAGCUUUAUCCUUUGUCCCAAAGAAGAGAGAACGGGUUAUGGCGUCAGGUGUGUUUGAUCCCAGAAACGACACACUGAAAAGGAUAUUUGCCCAAGAAGACGUCUUUCCCGUUGGUGAAAUGUACAAUGAACCAACCACACUCGUUAUUUUGGAGAAGCUUGGAAUGAAAAACGAAUCCAACGUCACUGCCAGAGACCUCUUUCACAGUGCUAAUCAAAUAAGCAGACUUUCACAACACCAAACAGCAAUACAGAAGUCUAAGGCAAUUUUACACCAUCUGAACACUCAUCCCAAGAUGCUGAGGGAAACAGUCGAUGGAAAAGAGCUGGGAUUGUUACUGAUGAAAAUUCAGUGGCUCACACGAUUGAGACAGAAAGCAUCACGUUUUCCUCCUUCGCUUGCGUUGUGGAAAACUAAAGAAGGAUAUGAAUGCUUUUUCAAGCCAACUGAGCUGAAGAGUCCUGCACUGGUGAAUCUCAUUGGAACUGUUAAGCCCGUUGUAGAGCUAGAGCCAUUACAUGAAGUUUCUGAGUACUUUGGCUGGCAAAAGCUCUUUUUCUCUGAUGUCGCAUUGCAGCUGCGAAAUGUAAUACAUUGUUAUUCCAAAGACGAGAAACCAUGUUACAUGGUUAUAUUAAACGAAAUUUACUCCUUCCUCAGUCGUGGAAACUACCAAACCUUAACUGACGCAUUUCAGAGAGCAGGCAUCGUCAACUGGGUAUGGAAUGGAGAUGGCUUUUCCUCACCUGACCAAAUGCUUUCCAGUAAACCACGUAUUGAUCUUGCGCCCUACAUACGUCCUCUUCCCUCUGAGCUGAAGAGGUUCAUCCUCCUUUUUGGUUGUUUUGGAGUUAAAUCACAGAGUGAUUCAACUAUCCUAUUACAAGUUCUCCACGCGAUCAAAAAAAAGUAUGACUUUGGACUGUCGUCAUUGUCAGAUUCUGAGGUACAUCACGACGUACAGUUAUCUGUUGGCAUAUUAAACGAGUUAGCACAAGAAGAAUUACCCCCAGAUAUUCAGGAGAAGAUUGUGAUUCCUAUUUACAUCGACGACAACAAAUAUGUACGACUUGAGCCAGUGGAGCGCUGCAUGUACAGUGAAGAGAGCGAUUGGCUGAUGAACGGAGGCGACGAUGAAGAUAUGGACUACUUCUAUGCGCACCCCAAUGUUCCUCACCUCACUGCUCAAAGUCUUGGGGUUCCUUCUCUUACAAAUCGAAUGUUGGAUCCUGACGAGCUGUUCAUAGGAGAACCAUUUGGCCAGCAUGAAAAGCUUACUACUCGUCUUAAUAAACUAUUAGACGACUACACCGAUGGAUUUGCAGUGCCAAAAGAGCUCAUUCAAAACGCAGAUGAUGCAGGUGCUACUGAGGUUAGAUUUCUUUACGAUGAGCGAACUAAUCAGGAUGCCAUAACCUGCCUCCUUGACGAAGGGAUGAAAAGCUGUCAUGGUCCCGCUUUAUGGGUGUACAACGAUGCAACGUUUAAAGAUCAAGACUUUGUUAACAUCACGAAACUAAAUGAAGCAACCAAAGCGCAAGACACCGUAAAGAUCGGCAGAUUUGGACUUGGAUUCAAUGCAGUGUACAACCUGACAGAUGUGCCCAUGUUCGUCAGUAAGAACUUUUUGGCCAUUUUUGAUCCUCAUACUUCAUACCUGGGAAAGGUGAUCAGAAACAAAGGAAGACCAGGAAUUAAAAUCAAUCUAAACAAAAACGUCAAAGGACUGAGAAAAUUCAAAAAUCAGUUUAAGCCCUUUAAUGGCAUCUUUGGCUGUGAUUUACAUCUUGAUAAACAGGACAAUUCAUUUGAUGGAACCCUUUUUCGAUUUCCACUGCGGACGAGAGAUCAGGCUUCAGCGAGUGAAAUUAAGAACUUAUGGUACAACCAGCAGCAGAUGCAAGAAUUGUUGAAAAUGUUUCUCCGCGGAGCUAAGAAUGUACUUCUUUUCACGCAAAAUGUUCUGCGUGUUGGAUUUUAUCACAUGCCGAACACGGAAAGCCAAGAUCCGCAACCCACACUGAUGUUUCAGAUCACGAAAUCAGCAUCCCAUUCUGGAAUCCUAAGAGAACUGUCUUUUACAUUUACUCGUUUUCCAACUGCAUUUAAGCUUUCUCCAGAGGAAAUGGGUUUUCUUCAACAGUGCAACUUUCUUCAAGCUUCAUCAAAAAGCAAGAUGUUGGCACAUGGCACAAAAGUCGACCCCACGAAGCUUCCAAAGUCGUCCAUGAUAAUUGACGUCGAGUGCAGGUUAACAAAAAGUGGUUCUGAUUUCCUUCAUGGCGGUUUCCAUACGGAAAAGCUAACAUGGCUCAUUGUUUCGUCUAUGGGGAAUGGCCAAGCCCUGAACUUUGCAAAUGACGAUGCCAGUCUUCUUCCAUCAGCGGGAGCAGCCGUUCAGUUGCUGCCAAAAGAGUCAAACUCUUUCUUGCCCUUGCCAGUUUCGAACACAUUCAAUGGUUUGGAUCUCAAAGGCACUAUAUUCUGCUAUCUGCCACUACCAAUUCACAGUGGUCUACCAGUUCACAUAAAUGGGGCAUUCGCCUUAGCCUCGAAUAGGCGCCAUUUGCAAAUGAAAUUGGAAGGCGAUAUGCCGUGCCAUGGAGUGGAAUGGAACAAUGUGCUGCUACAAGACUCCGUGGUGUCUGCUUUCUUAGAUCUUCUCGAAGAUAUGAAAGGUCUCUCUCCCAAAGAUGGCUCAUACAAGUUCCAUUGUUUAUGGCCAAAGACGUCAGAAGUUGAACGAGAUUACUUGCCACUCGUUGUGUCGUUCUACACACAACUCAGCAGGGGUCGCUAUUCUCUUUUCUCUAAUGGAAAACAAUGGGCUGACAUCAAGCAAGUCAUUUUCCUCGAUCCAUAUUUCCGGAAAAAGCCCUACGUCGGGAAGGCUGCGAAUGAGGUUCUAAAAAUGUGUCACAGGGGGAGAGAAAUAGUCAUAGACUUACCUUCCGAUAUUUUGCAUUCUUUCGAACACUGUCGCCUGGAGAAAGUAAUCGGUACUAGAAAAUAUAGCAAGAACAAAUUUUUUCUUGAAGUUUUCUUUCCAAACGUUCACGUUCUCCCUGCCAAUCUUAGAGAUGUCCUGACUCUACAUGCUUUAGAUGACAGAAAUGGGGAGUUCUUUGACUUGAUAAGGCUGCACCCUUGUGUCCCAUCUUCACCAACUGGUAACACUCUAAUGACUCCUAGCCAACUCGUUCAUCCAUACGGAGAAGCAGCGUCACUAUUUUCCCCUGACGAUGGUAGAUUUCCUUAUGGAACUGAAGAAUCGUAUGCUCACCCACAAAGGCUGACCAAACUUGUAGAACUGGGAAUGUCAUUGAAUGAUCUUCCUUGGUCCGAGCUAUCAGAAAGAGCCGAAAGCAUCCAACAGAUAAAUUCAGUUAGCACUAAAGAGGCAUUAACCCGCGUAACGGUAUUGUUAUCUUUUAUGGAGAAGAAAUUAAUUCACCAAGGCAAACCUGUAACUCAGAUUUCUACUCGCCUGUUAAACGCUAAAUUUCUACCCAUUCUUCCAAAACCAAGAGAAUUUCCUCUUCCGUGGAAAGGAGAAGAACUUCUACAAAAUUCGAAAGUACUGCUAGCACCUAACGAAGCCUUCCUAGAGGAGGAAAAGUUCUUAGUUUGCUGCACAGAACCUGUAAUUGGCGUUUCAGUACCAAAAAAAUUAAGAAGCCUGUUACAUCUGGAUGAAAAGGGAAUCACAUUGAAUCAUGUGGUACAACAACUGACAGCAGCAGUGUCCGUCAAAGUAGAUCUGCUUAAUACAACCGAGUACAAGGAACUGCGCCUCGUCUGUACCAAUCUUUAUUCAUGUCUUCAGAACUCUCUCGACCAUUACAGUGAUGAAAUCAUAGCAUUUCUUAAAGGAAUAAGUUUUAUUCUUGUCGAUAGGAGGUUUCUUUCUUCAAAUCAGGUUGCAUUUACAUUGCCUGUUGAUUGCGCUCCGUAUCUGUUCCAAAUUACGCAUGAAUUGGCAUUGUCUUUUACCCCAUUACUGAGAGCAGUUGGUGUUAAGAACAAAUUCGAUGAACAGAAUUACAUUUCAAGCCUACAGAAAAUAAAGGAACGAGUUAGAGAACAGCCCUUGGAUGAGCAAAACCUUCAAGUUGCAACACAUCUCGCAAAGCUACUAGGUGAAACUAUCGAUCCAGCUAAAACAAACCGACAGUGGGAAAUGAUAUACCUCCCCGAUUCCAGAGGACUAAUGCGGCCUGUAUCGGACCUUUGUGUUAGAGACUGCAUCUGGUUACCAGACGAAGAGGGAGUGAACUUUGUGAAUGACAAAAUUCCUUGGCCAAUAAGCUGGAAGCUAGGAGUUAAAACACGAAAGCAAGAAGCCCUGAGAACUCAUGUAUCUAGAAUUCCCUUUGGGCAGCGAGAGAAACUCGCAAACCGCUUGAAAAGAAUUUUAACAGGUUAUCCUUGUGAAAAGGAAAUUUUGAAAGAACUCCUUCAAAAUGCUGAUGAUGCACAGGCAACUGAGGUUUGGUUCAUUAAAGAUCCUCGACACUAUCAAGAUGAAAAAGUUUUUGAAGACAUUUGGAAGCCUCUUCAAGGUCCUGCGUUAUGUGUGUAUAACAACAAGCCUUUCAGAAAUGAAGACAUUGAGGGAAUACGCAACUUAGGCGAAGGCAGUAAAGGAGAUGAUCCCAACAAGACUGGCCAGUAUGGAGUUGGAUUUAAUGCUGUUUACCACUUGACUGAUGUACCCUCUUUUAUGACAAAAGUUGAGGAUAUUGGAGAGGUUUUGUGCGUAUUUGACCCAAACUGCAGAUAUGUUCCUAACGCUACACCUCAAGAACCCGGAAUGCUUUUCAAGGACCUCAAGCACCUAAGAAAGCGAUUCCCUGACGUAUUUCCUUGCUACCUGGAAAAUCAUUUUCAAAUUGAAAAUGGCACAAUGUUCAGAUUUCCUCUGAGGACAAGAAAGAUGUCCGUGGAUUCUCAGAUAUCAAAAAGGGUUGUGACCCUUGAGAUAUUGGACACAAUGCUGGAGGACCUAAAAAAAGAAUUGUUCGAAGUCCUCUUAUUCAUGAACAAUGUAAAAAAGAUCACCAUCUGUGAGGUUCACAAAACUACCGGAGAACUUUGUAAUUUUUACUCUGUUGAGACUACAAUGACAAAAGAGGAUGAGGUCAAAAAGCAGGCGUUUAGGGAAAGGAUCAAACAGGUUGGAACGUAUUCCCUUCCAAUUGAUAUUCCAGCAGCGAAAGUGUCUUACGUGCUGAAUAUUUCAGACAGUUUUCACGACCGAGAGAAAUGGCUCAUUGUGCAACAGGUAGGAUUUCAGAAGGCGCUGAAAAAGAGUAUAGUUAAUGCCUUCAAGAGAAACGAGCUGAGAAUGCUUCCACGUGGUGGCGUUGCCUGUAUUUUAGAAAAGAAUUCAAAAGACCAUGAAGAGCGAGGAAAGAAAGCCUACUGUUUUCUUCCACUUCCAUUUGAAACAGAUCUACCAGUGCACAUCAACGCGCAUUUUGCACUGGACCACGAAGCAAGGCGAAAUUUGUGGAAAGACGAAGGGGGUGGAUAUCGCAGUGACUGGAACAAUGCCUUACUAGGAGAUGUGGUGGCCUCAUGCUAUCUCACACUAUUAACUGAAGUGCGAGCUUUCCUUAAACUGCCCAUCUCUAAAGACGGAAAACCUUGCACCUUAACGUGUUCCGAAGGUGAGGUUUUGCAAAGCAUCAAAGGCUACGAAAGCAUCUUUCCACUCAAGCCACCUUCGGAUCCCUACUGGGAGACACUGGUAGAUUCUCUUUACGCUGAAAUGGUCAGCAACGAGGUCAGACUUUUACCAGUAGUAAGAAACAAACAUUCGGAUGCAGUGUUUCCAGGAGGCGAAGGCACGAACAUUGUUGAGCUUAGUUGGUUUCCACUUGUUGGGAAGGGGAAAAAACAAGCGGCAUUCUUUAAUGACCUUACUGAAACAGGUCCUUUUGCCAGUCUGCCACAGAGGGAAGGAAAUGAACUCCAGACAAAGGCAAGAAGAAGGUUUGAAGAAGUAUUACUUGAAAGUGGCUUCAACCUGGUAGCCUUCUCCUUGAAAUUGCAUAAAUCACUUACACGAGCUGGAAUUCGCACGUGUACUGUUACCCCGAGUUCAGUGGUUAAUUUCUAUAAAUCUCUCACUUCUCGAGAUCCAUUGUGUAAGAUUGGAACUAUCCCCUGCAAUGUAAGCGAAACACCCUUUGGAGAUGCCCUUGGGGUCAUUCUUGUACUGUUGUACUGUAAACGAAUGAGGAAUUUUGCUCGUGAAUUGCCAGAUCUUCCACUACUUUUGACACAGGACGACCGUCUUAGACUCUUCUCAAGCGAGGACCCCAAGUUUCUUUCGAGAUUUCAGGAUAUCUUGCCUGGUUCGCCGCAGGUAUUUGUGCAUGUGCACCUUGACCAGAAGGUAUUCAACGAUACUGAAAUCUUAAAAUCAACGGUAGUGAGGUCUUUAGAUGUAGAUGGAUUCUCAGCUAACCUGAUCCAAACACUGGAGGUUGAGCGGUACGGAAAAGGUCGUUUUGUAGAGUGGUCUUGGAAUGAAAAAAGUCUUCCCAACCCACGAUGGAUAUCUAGAGUGUGGAUUUUUCUUAGUGACAUUUUCUCCAAAGUUCUUUGUGAUGAAAGCCUGCCUGAACAGACCAAGUCUUCCCAGAUUAAACCUGCUCUUGCAUCUCUUGCUAACUGGAGUAUCCUUCCAGCCACUGAGUCUAAAAUCGAAGCAAGAACAAGCCCUUUUCUUCCAUUAAGUAUAAGUAUACCUCGAACUUAUACCCAGUUACUCGUUCCUUUGUCUCAGACAAUGGCUGUUCUUGAUUACAGAAGUUCAGAUGCUGCCAAUAAUAGUCUCUUGGAAGUGUUAAAGAAACUCGGUGUACCCGAACUAAACUAUACUGUGCUGACAAACUUGGGCUCAGCAGUUCGGCUUGCACCUUUUUUGGUUUCUUCCCUGAAGGUUCCUUCCUCUCUGCUUACUGCCCUCCACCAUAAGAUUGAGAGAGACCCUCAGUCACCUAAAAGACUGGACGCCAAGGACUGUAAAGCAAUUUUGGAGUACUUCAGUAGGAGUGUGGCACGCCUUCAUGAGGCAGACAAAAGCAAACUGAAAAGGCUUCCUUUCUUCCUAGCGACGCAUGGUGGCUUUGUACCACUUGAUAGUGAUCACCGUGUUUGUGUCCUUCCAGUUGGGAUACCGAGAAAGGAAAUUGAAAACUUAGAGCGUCACCUAAAGUUAGUCUUCACUGAAUCCUGGCCAGUUCUCUCAAAUUUGUUAAAAUUCCUGGAUCUCGAGUGCGUCUCUGCCGUAGACGUGUACUGCGCUUACAUUCUGCCAACAUUUGAGAUCUUCAGCCAAGAAGGGAGGCUAGUACACUUGGAGUACAUUCGUAAAUACCUUCUUUCAGAAUUUUUAGCGGAAGAUGAUAUGGAAAAACAAAGGCUUAGGAGCUGUUUGAAAGCAACUCCAUUUAUCCCCUCCAUAAAUGGAACGCUUCAAACUGCAUCCUCAUUCUACGACCCUGGCGUUAACGUUUUUCGCAUAAUACUCCCGCCAACCAAUUUCCCUUUGAAACCACUUAAUUCGCCAGAAUGGUUAAUGGUUUUAAGGACAAUAGGUUUAAUUCAUCAGGUCUCCCAUGAUCACUUCAAGAAAUUUGCAAGAGAGGUUGCACACGAAGCCACUACAGCGCAAACAAAGAGGACAUUUGAGAAGUCACUAGUUCUAGUAAAACAUCUUCUCCACCGACACAAUGUAGUGGCUGAAGGUCUGUUACCUGCCAUAUCCGACAUAGCUUUUGUAAGCAGCGAGCCGGCAAGAAAAGGUCUCCGAGAACUUUGCCCGCCAUAUCAGGGAAUGAGGGAUGACCAGAUUCCAUUCUGUGCAUUCAAAGGGGCAGUUCCAUCGGAGUAUGCUGAAAUUGUUUGGACACAGGCCCAUUUACUUCCACGUUGGGCAGAUCCAAUAACCUGUCGCCGUGAACUUAGCUGUCCCCCCAAAAUGAGCACUGAUAAAUACUGCAAGACUUUUAUUACUCAACUUCAAAUUGUUGCAGAGCCAUCUCUAGAACUUGUUGUUCGUCAUUGUCAAGCCGUUUGUCACUCUCAAGAAAACAAGGAUGACGCUAAUAUUUCCUCACUUGAGCAACGAACGACUUUAAAGGCAGUAAUGGAACGCAUUUACGAGUUCUUGCAGACAAAGCUGAACACAGGGAACGACGUGAGAAGCCUUAUGGUAAAAACGCCAUGCGUUUUGGUCGAGCAAGGGAAGAGAUUUAUUCUUCCACAGCAGGUAGUGCUCGAAUUGUAUGAACAUCUCGAAAUCAAACCCUUUCUAUACAGUCUACCUCGAGAGUUUGGCAAGUUUCACGCUUUAUUUCAUGCGCUUGGCUGUUCCAAGUAUGUCUCGAUUGCCCACUACGCUAUGGUCUUACAAAUGCUGUACCUGAAAUCUAACACCGACAAACUACAUCCGAAUGAGAUGAAAGCAUGCGUUAAAGCAGUGAAAGGUUUUUUUCAACUGCUUGAGGAAAGCGCUGGAGAGUUGUCGAGCGUUCCACAGCUUUACCUUCCAGGAAUCCCCUUAAGGGGAACGUCCUUAGUUGAGGCGGAGGGAGUUGUACCAGUGACAUUACGACAGUCUUCGUCCUUGGUGUUUUUUGAUGCCUCCCCAUCCUUCCAUGAUCGUCUGCAGAAUUUUGACCAUCUUCUGCUUGACCUGAAAUCAAUGAAAGUGACUUGCGGCUCUGCCAUGACGAACCACAAAGAGCUAGUGAUGAAAUUGCCAACUGCAUUACGACCCAAAAUGCUAUCCAGUUUGGUUAAGGAAACACUCUCCUCGAGGAAUGAGAUGUCAACUUUGUCCGUUGAAGCUGCGAAUUCUCUCAUACACAAGCUGACCUGCCCACAGUUCAUUGCUGCGAUUGUGAGACUAAUACGGGACGAGAACCAGAGCAGGAAAGAUAUAAACGACGCUGUUAUUGCAAUGGUCGAGAGACGCCUUCGAAGAAUUGAUAUCUGCAUUGUAGAGAACCUCCAAAGUGUCUUACUUUGUGACGACAGUCCUAUUCAGGGCAGCCAAAAGAGAGUAUCUUCCUUCCUAGAGAGUAGUAUUAUCUCAGAUGAAGAGAAGUGGACGGUCUAUCUCGAUCUGCUAUCGGUGAUGAACGAAACCUUUGCACAUAUUUCCAUACUUUCCGACGUAAUUGUAAACGUUUUGGAGGGUCUUCUUGUAAAGAGAGCACUGAUGGUCCCUCGUUUGUUGGAUUGUGACCCCCGUGACAUGUCUGGGUUACUAGAUGCUUUUCAUGUACCUUCGGAUGACUCCUACGUUCCUCGGGAAGAAGUUGAUAUCUUUCCAAAAAUUGGCACUUUUAUUCCACUUGUAGACCAUCACAUGUUAAACGACGCCUUUGAAGAAUUUGAGCCUGGUGAAUACGUUGGUUUUGAGCUCGAAGAUCCAACUCUAAACCACGAGAGGGGUGUUCCAACUUACAUCUAUGCAAGAGUUGUCAGGGAAGUGACAGAGAAAAGUUUUUCUCUCUUGACGAAGAGAUUCAAAAUCGACAUUGGCGGUGGCCAAGAGUUAGUGGUUGAUGUGGCUGACCUUUACAAGUUCCAUCGUUGGUCAACUAUAUCAUCAACGAUAGUAGUGUUUGAACCUCAAGAACGAAGCCCUCCUGAACGACGUAGAAGCAGAAACCAACAAGAGGUAUUUGAUGAGAUCUCGAAACUUCUAGAAGAUGCGUGGAAGUUGUCAGAGGAGAAACGCCGAAAAAUCAUCAAGCGGCUCUAUCUGCAAUGGCAUCCUGACAAAAACGUGGAUGAUGAGGAAUUCUGCACAGAAGUUUGCAAGCAUAUCCAGAGUGAAACUUCGAGGAUGGAAAGAGGGGAGCCUCGAGGAAGUCAGCAAAGGUCAGACGUUGGCCUCAGCCGAGGUCAGCAUGGCUCAUACGGCCAGUUUUUUAAUCGCUGGGGAGAACGCGCCAGGGAACAUCACACACAGCGCGAAGGAUAUAGAUCCAGACAGCAAUCCUCUCGAAACUCUACCAGAGCGAGGAAUCCUCAACCUGGAGAAGCCAAGCGAUGGCUCAGGCAGGCUGAGGCUGAUAUAGCAGCAACAGAGAAUGACAUUUUCUACCAAAGACCCUCCUAUGAAUGGGCGUGUUUCAAAUGCCACCAGGUAAGCUGAGAACUGUACGGGUUACCUUGCUCCCUUUGCUCGCUUUGAUCCUUUUUGCCCCCCUUUUCGCAAAGUAUGUUCUUGAGUCGGCAACAAUUUUUCCCAGUCUCUCUUUCAACUUGAAUGACUCGACAAGUUUUGGAAGCGGACCCCUGAGAGUACUAAUGGAGUGAUGCAUUGUCUAGGGUAUGAGCUGUAAAACGUAUUUUCCACUCGCAUAAUGUACACAGUAUUUGACACGAAUGACCUAAAACAUCGAGAAACUUGGUAUCGUGGUCUCUCUAAAGACUUAAGCAACUGACGAGGACUUAGAAGAAGAUACUUAUUUUGUAAAUCGCAGAAGAAAAACAGUGUUUUAAAAUUAAAUGGAAAAUAUACAAUAGAUUUUUCUUAAUUACGAUAAGACAAAACAUUUGUUCUGCUGAAAGGAAAUAAUUUUUGUCAUAGGCGGCAGAGAAGGCUCUCAAAGCUGCACAAUACGCCAUAGAUGUGGAGAGGACAAACGUACACAACUUACUGCAGAUUUGCCAAGAGUUAGAAGACUCUGAAUUGACCCAACUAGCGCGUCAGUUGGAAUGCCUUGUGGUUAAUUCUGCACGCAUGCGCUAUCCAGAUAGAGUGUGCUUUCCCAAAAUCCCAAACGAAGUGUACUCGGCUGACAUGGCAGAAGAAGCCUUGCGGUUGGCGAAGAAGAUCGCCCAGCGUGUUAAGAAUCGAUUAAUCUAAGGUUUGUGCGAUGGGGAAAAUGAUUCUAAUGUAUUGCUAUAAAAUGAUGAACGCCGAUAUCACCUAAGCUAGGUAAGGAGCUUCUACGGUUCUAGGGAGGUAGCAUUGUCAAACGGGUAAAUAAAAUUUGUAUUUACUUUCAACGCGAAACUGAACGGUUACUUAUCUUACAAUUAUAUUGCCCUUUCAGUUUACUCCAACAAAUGUAGAGGUAGACGCAUUCAAUUUUAUACAUAUAAAAAAUAUGUCUCAUUAACUGUACUAACAAACACUUUUUUCCCUUUCUAUAGGUCGUUUCGAAGCUACUGGUGAUGCACUUUACUCAAGGGCAGUCAGCAUCCCAAUUUAAACGUAGUGAUUUUAAGAAAACUAAACUUAUUUAUUUGAUAGUUUAACUUUUAGUAGCACCGUAGACGAUGCAUACUUGAAAAGAUUGAAGUUGAGCCAGAAAUGAUCAUGAGAACAAAGUUAGACACGGAGUGCCGCCUAUCAACAACAAAAACAUGAUUUUUAAUACAUAGCACAGUUGAGUAUCCACACCAUUUCUGGACCCUCCCUCUCUACCACGCAACAGAAAGAGAAGGGCCAGAAGUGAAAUACGUUAAGGCCACGAAGUUGUUUAAGAAAUUAUCUUUAUUUACAAGAGUACGAGAUAUUCCGUUUUGAUCUUCUUGUUUUGUAUAGGUAUUAAAUGCGCCUGACAAAACAUCGUAAUUCGAUGAAAUCAGUUUCCGACCGUCAACUUUUGGAAGAAAAAAUCAAUCGACAGGGUCCGAACGUUUUGCCCUUGUUAGUUAUAUCUCAGUAUAGUUGACUUCAUGAGAUUAUUAGAGUUAACUAAUAGCCACAUACUAAAUAGAAACCGUUAGAAAAUUUGUAAAAGGUCAGAUAGUCAGUAAUGCUGUGAUGGAUGGCAUUUGGAACAAGAAGAAAUCUAAGAAAGCUGAGAAUAAAUUCCGAGCUUCAGGUGAGAAUCAAACUCCCAACCCUCCGAGUUCUAGUUGGAGUGCUUUUUUCCGUUGUAUUUUCGCCAUUCGACAUUUCAAUAUUGAACGCUCCGCAGAUUAUAUGCACAUCAGUAACUUAGCGUUAACCAAUUCAGUACAGAUAAUUCCAGAAUGUAGUCUAUUACGCAAAAAUUGCAUAGCCCGGCAUGAAGGAAGAAUAAAACAGAGACAAAACAAACUUUGUAUAAUUUUGGGUAGCUUCAUUAAAGGGGCUAUGUCACGGCAGACUGGUUCAUUUUGUUUAAUUUUGCCAAUUACUGGCCCUCAAUCGCUAUGGAACUUAAAGUAAGCAAAGAAAUUACAUGUAAAUGACGAAAUCAGAGAUCCGAGACAAACAAAUAUAUCCCCUGAGCAUUGUUUUUGAAGUUGCAAGCAGCACGGAUCAACUUUGAAAAACUGUUAGGCUGAACAGUUUUCAAAAACCCUAAUUUCAAUCCGUUUCAAUCUUCUUCAGUUUUGCCCAUCGGCGGCAUCUGUUGUUUGUGUUAUGUUAUUUUAACCUUCCUUUAAUGUUUUAAACGGUUUUUUUUGUUUCUAUUGAUUUAACGAGCAUUUUGUAAUUUCCUAAUUUGGCUGAAUUUCGUGACACAGCUCCUUUAAUGCCGUUUUUUUUUCAUAUAUGGAGACCACUGUUUUGGAUUUUAUAGGCGUUUUCCUUAGGUUUGUGAUUUCUUGAUUGCUAAUUUUUUUAUUCCUCAGUAAAAGUAAAAAAUAAUAAUUAUACUGAAGAUUCAAGGAUACGGUGUCUAAAAGGGGAGAGAGUGGACCACGAGAGCAACAUAACCUGCAACUGAGUUGUAUUUUUCAGAGAAAACUUGUUAUUUCUUUUCACUCAGGUUUUGAUCAGUACGCUAGAGAAGAAAGUACAUAGCAGUUGCUCUUUCCUUCCUAUACCAUUAUAGCAUUAAACACACCAUUUUUGUUAACUGUUAAGGAGACUUUUAAAAAAUAAGUUAGAAUUUCUCAAAUAUGCAUUUAAAUAUAAUUACACUCCUAACUUUUUACAAAUAAAUCGUUGUUUUUUUCCUUCAUUUUCUUGUCCUUUAAUUUGUGUUUUAUUUUAAAGUUACCAUUUCGUUAUUUCUAAAUUUCCUCGCAAAUAACUUUUUGCAAAAGUUGAUUUUAAGGUGAGGGAAUCCAAAUGUAACAUAUACUGAAAUGCGCAGCCAUUAAGUAAUGAUGAGUUUUUUUGGCCUUUUUAAAUCCAAAAAUAACGUGAAUUGGUUUAAAGCUUAGGCCCAAAAUGAGAAGUGUGAGGUGUCCAUGUGUUGGUGCAAGAGUCAAGUUCUCCUGAGACCAUACAUCAAGCAUUGAGCAAUCUCAUUUGUGGCUAAAACGAGUAAAGAUGCAUCUUUUUUAGCAACGGAAAAGCAAGGUUUAAAGCAACUUGUUUAAGGCAAGUUUUUUUUUAAAAAUGUCUGCUGUAUAUACAUGGGUUAUUGAGCGAACAUGAGGUCAAGAUAAGUAAACAUUGGCAGAUUGUUUUGAAGUCAUAAGGUCUUGAAAAACGUGAAACAAAAAUGAACGGGGGCACUAGCCAGCAACCUUUAAGGGACAAGCUUUCCCAUGCAUUAUUUGUUAUAUGGUCAAAGGAAAACGUUUCCUCGCAGAGACAACACUACUGUGUCUGUAAGAUUUUAGAAAAGUGACUCUUGUAAUGUGAUAUUUGAAACAAUUCGUGCAAAGAGUAUAACGAACUGGAUUCUGUUUGCUUAACACCAUGAAUCCGGACGAGCGGGGAUGAACUGCUAUUAACUGUAAUGUUCCAAGGAACUCUUUCGGGCAAAUUCUAAGAGAUUGCAAUGGGAAACUGAGAUCUAAGAUCGCAUUAAAAGGGAUUAAAAUUUUGAAAAUUUGCUGUUUUAAAUGAACCAUUAAUUUAUAGGUGAUUUUCUUGAACCUUCUCGAGCCUGGGAAGUAUGUCGAAAAAUUUCUACCAAAUUUAUUGUUUGUCUUGAAUAUCAAUUGUAGGCGAGUCAACUUAUCUAUAUGAUUAAAAUGGCGGUUUUAAAGCAGUUAAGGAGGAAAUAAAACAUUUAAAUACGUAACAAAUGACUGAAAAUCAGCAACCCUUUUAUAUAUCUUUGAUGAGAGAAAAUGGCCCCUUUCUCACAUAAUUCAGUAUUGACCAGGGCCCAGUUGUUCGAAAGCCGAUUAGUGCUUAACCCGUUUCUUUUUCUUGUGUUCAAAAGCAUUAUCUCGGAUAAUUUUCUCUGUUAUUUUUUAGAGCGUUCAAUCAUCAACUUGUGGACAAAAAGAAUUACAACUGAAAUGCUUUCUAAGCUUUCAAAUCUGAAUUCAAAUCUCGCACUAACCCUGGGUUAUCUUAACCCUGCUUUGAACAACUAGGCCCUGAGGUAAAUCUCGUCCAUUUCGGGAGGAAAUGGAACUGGAUAAACAUAGAAAUACUGUAGAGUAGUACGGAGAACUUUUUUAACCGAUCUGGUUUUUCUUAUUUAAAAUUUCGAUUGCUUCUAUCCUCGCCUCAUCGCAAAGUUUCUAGGUGCUCCUGAGUGACGUCCCUCAUUUGAAUUAACGGCAUACAAGCGCGACGGAACGCUUUCGUCUAACUUAUGGCGUCGAUAUCUGUGGUGGAGUUUCACGACUUCAAGAAAAGUCUCUCUCCACGCCACGCCUGCGAGGAUAUCUGGAAUGGAUAUAGAGAUGCCCAAAUCCUCAAGCGCGGCGCGCAUAUGUAACUGCGAAAAAAAUGCUUUUGUUGGAAAGUGGAUCUCCAUUAUGUCAUAAAGCGAUGCCGUGAAUGAGAGGAAAGCCAUACAUUACGUUUCAUGCUGUAAUCGAUUCAAAGGCAGGAACGCCAUGGCCACCAACAAGACAUAAGCUUGAAUGUGCGGGCACCAAUCAGAUUUCACCUAAGCUCGGAUAAAGAUCGACAAAAGGUGGAAAGAAAAGUCACAUAUUUUUCCAUGAUUUGUUAAAAAAAUAUGAACAGGGCAUACAGCUAUUUUAAUUAACGAUGCCGGGUUUGAGCGACAGGCAAGGUCAUGUGGUUAGCUGUAACAUUUGGUCUCAAUUUAGCGGUUGUUAGUGCCAAAGAAUAGAAUAAUGGUAACAAACGUCUACGAGAGCAAUUUUAUGACAGGGAAAAUUUGUUUCAUGGCUCCAAGUUGAUGAGCUGUAUACAGAAGCCGAUAGCUGUAUGCCUCUCAUAACAGCCAAGUCUUGGUCACACGCCAGCAGGUGCAAACAACCGGAUCGAUUUCCGUGAAAUCUGCCCAGACAAGCCGUUUCUGCUAUUGUUACUUUCCCGGAAUUCAUCAGAUUCAGGGCCUCUUCAUACGAGCCCGGUUGACCGUGCUGGCUCAGUUACCGGGAUGAAUUUUGCCUUGGAUUCAUAUGAGAAACUUGAGCCCGGUUUCCGAGAUAAGAAAAGGUCAAAGAUCCUGGGAACGAGUUCCUGCGCCAAAUUCGGGAAACAAAGCAAACAUGCCGAAACACAAAAUUUUAACUUUCGGGCCUAUCUUACCAUCGGUAACUCUUAAAGCUGUAUCACUGCAGUUAAAUGGGAUGCUUAUGAUGUGGAAAAUACAGCAGGCAAUGCAAGACGAUGCCAUCUGGACCGCCAGAAUUCAUUCCGCCAUUCAUCCGGGUAACUGGGAUGAAGUGUUCAUAUGGCAAAAUUUCCAUCCCGCUUACCGAGAUCUCGGUUGGAAGAACCGAGAUCUCGGGAACCGAGCCAGCCCGCCCUCUCAUAUGAACACAUCGAAACUUUUACAAAGGAUUUAGAGGUGAGGUGAGAUCUCGGAAACCGGGGCCAACCUGGUCAACCGGGCUCAUUUGAAGAGGCCCUCAAUAACAACGGCUUAAGAAAAUAGAUUUACAUACAUGACGGUUGUUCAUCAUUUACAUGGGCAAGUUAUUUCUCUGUUUAUUAUAGUUGGGUUGGACUUCACACAUUAACACAUGCAUUAACUUAAACUUUGUUUCGUGAUAUCAGGGUAAAAUAGCCGUGAUGAGGACAUCCGUAAGAAAUAUGAUGGCUCUCAACAAGGCUCGCCCCCAAAUCGCCUAUUAUUUUGAGGACACUCGAUAAACAAGUAAAAGUGUUAGAUGGUAAGAGUUGAUAAGGAGACACUGUUUUAUCCCUUAAAUACAAACACAGAAAAGAUUAAAGUUUUGUUCAUUUACCUGAAACCACCCUCAAGAAAAAUUCUACUUAAAAGAUCUUUGCCAACAUAUUUAUUUUUUUUUUUUAUUCAAGACAUUUAUUACUAUAAUUACAAAGAACUACUUAAAAAGAAAAUAAUUACAGUUCUAAACAACCGCAAUAACAGACAUACUUACAAUUAUCUACAUUUCACAAUUAUAUACAUUACAGCCACAAAACAGCCGCGCAAUUGCCGAAUGAGGCUUAUUUUACAAAGAAUUAAUUAAUACUUAAUUAUGUAGAUAAAAGAGAGAUUAACACUUAAUAUUUACAGUACGCUCUGAAAUAAAAACAAAAACAUAACCACACAUACAAAAAAAAAUACAAAAAUACAAAAAUCCAACAAAAAAAGUGUCUAAUAAAAGAUUACAUUUUUAAUUACAUACUCACGAACUUAAUUAAAGGGGAGAAAUGUCUUUUGGCCAUAUUUCAUAAAAGGUUUCUAAUUUAUUAUUCUUAGUGGAAAUAUAUUUUUCAACUUGGUAUUUAAUUCUUACUUUAAAUUUGAAACCUUCGAUGUUUGGAUUAAGUACCUGUUUCUUUCUGCAAUCCCAUAAAUACAAUUUACCAAUUAAUAUCAGAUAAUUUAACAAGGGGCAUUUUGACAUCGUUAUUCCAAUUAUAACCUCUCGUAAACACAACCCGUGAAAUUCCUUUGUUAUUGUUAAAUAAUACUGUUCAACAUUUUUCCACAACAUAUUUGAGUGCUGACAGUAAAAUAGAAAGUGACAUAAUGUUUCCUGUUCAGUCUUGCAAAAAGUACAUUUGUCAUGCUGGAGAUAUCCAAUUUUAAAAAGUUUUGCAUUAGUGUAAAGUAUUGAAUUUAAAACUUUAUAUUGAAAGGAUUUGACGUAAGGCUCCUGUGUUGUCAGGUGGGGAAGGUUGUAAGCAAUUUUUAAGUCUUCGUCAGAUAAGCCAAAAUCAUGUUUUAAAUUCUUUGCAUUACUAGGUAAUUGUGCUUUAUUUGAUAUUAUUAAAGAGUAGUAGUCUUUCGUUUUCUUUUCCGCUAUGUCAAAAAUCUCAUUCCCCUUUGUAAAAUAAGUAUUUUCUGUAAAGGUAGUAUACUAUAUUGUUUUCAGAAUAGAAGGAAUUGCAUGCCUGAGACCUGUCCAUGUAAGAAAAUUAGCUUUCUCAAUUAUGUUAUUGAUUGCAUUAAAGGAUUCUAUAUUGUCGAGAUUUGAACAAGAGAUCUUUAAUAAUACAUAUCCCCGAGUCAUAAUAAGAUUUGUAAAAGACUGGUUUCCCAUCUAUUCUUAUAUCUUUGUUAUUCCAAAUUAUACAGAGCCGUUCUUUGUUAGCUAAAAAGAGAUUUCGAAAUUCUAACCAACAUUCUAAGAGUUCUCUGUAGAAAACCGAGUUGAUUGAAAGAUCGUUCAUUGCAUAAUUGCAUUUAAAAAGUAAAAGACCACCAAUACUACGUAGGAGAUGAAACAAGUAAAAUUUCCACGUACUUUCAUUAUCGCUGAAAACACGUUUUAGCCAAGCUAGUCGUACAGCUUUGACCAAGCUUUCAAUAUCUGUCAUUUUUAUGCCACCGUCUUCAUAACUGUUUAUUGAAGAGAGCCUCGUUACUUUAUCCUUUCCAUUCCAUAAAAAGGAGAAAAUUAUACUAUUCACUUGUUUGAUGAUUUUACUUGGAGGUGAAAGAACCGAAGAUAUAAAAACUAGUUUUGGAAUAAGUAAUGAUUUGAUUAUAGUUACUUUACCAUAAAAGGACAGUCCUCUAGAUGACCAUAUAUUUGUCAGCUUCUUUAUGCUGUCAACCUUCUCUUGAAAGUUUUUUUCGUAAAGUAAUGAUUGGUCAUAUGUAAAAAAGGUUCCUAAAGCUUUUAUGGGUUCACUGGGCCAUUUAAUACCAAACGGUUUUUCAACUUUUCUUUUAAGCGAACCAAUCCACAUUCCUUCUGUUUUAGAGCUAUUUAUCUCCAAACCACUGAAGUUCUUAAAUACUUCUAGUUCUUGAAAUAACGUUUUUGCAGAACUUUCAUCAGACAGGAUUGCUGUGGUAUCGUCUGCGUAUUGCAAUAGCUUGGCUUCGUAAUUUUCUAUUUUAAUUCCUUUGAUAUCAGCAUUUUGACGAAUGGAGAUUGCCAAGCUUUCAACAGCUUUCAACAGUUCUACCGAAUAUCAUACAUCAUAAUCAAACAGGUUAUGUUGAAGAUCGCUAUAUUGGUGAGACUAUCCGAUCAAUUUUCGAUAUAAUGGAAUUUACAGACAGUAAGAAUAUUCCAGGUAUCUUGAUUUUCAUUGACUUUAAAAAGGCUUUCGACUCUUUAGAAUGGCAUUAUCUUUUCAGUUGCCUUGAGGCUUUUAAUUUUGGCCCCAAUUUUAUAAAUUGGGUCAAAAUGUUUUAUACAAAUAUUCAAAGCUGUGUAAUAAAUAAUGGAAUGGCAUCAGACUAUUUUACUUUAGAACGUGGUGUGAGGCAGGGUGAUCCUUUGUCCCCUUACCUCUUUAUCUUAGAUCUUUGCCAACAUAUAUUCAGGGUUAUAUUUUCUUAAAUAUUACUUAGUAACAGUAGUGUUUCCGUGAAAGCACCGAAACAAUUUCCGAGAAACGUGAAAGGGAUCAUAGAAGAUUAACAUUGAAAGGGAUUCCUCCUUCAGAUUUGAACAUCUAUCAUUAAACUGAAAAUGCAGCCAAGUCUUACACGCCAGCAGGUGCAAACAACCUGAUCGAUUCCGUGAAAUCUGACUAUAGAAGCCAUUUCUGCUCUUGUUACUUUCCCGGAAUUUCUCGGAGACUUUGACCGAGAACGGCUGGGAAGAAGCCACGCAGGUGCAAUGAACCAGAUAGAAUUCCGAGAAAACUGCUUAUGUAACAUCCACUCUGAUUGUAUUGUCUGCAUUGGAUUUUCCCGGAAAGCUGCACUUGCAGCGUACUGAGGACGUGGAGUCAAUUUAGUGUUAUUUCUUGGUGAAUCAGCGAAAACGAAGUUAAUUUUAAAAAGGUAUGUCAGAGGUAUUAUUUAUAAUUUAUAUAAAGUGACCAACGGCUCGUUUAGUUGAAUUGUGUUCAAUUCUGUCGCUUCGCUAAGCCUGACUGUAUGCGCUGAUCGUAAUUUAUUCCGAGAAACCUUUCGUUUUGAGUGACGAUUUCUGUCAAGUCACCUGCUAUAUUGUGGGGAAGGGUCGCAAAUUACCCUGCAUUGAAUCAAAGAACGAGAAACCUGAGCAAAAUAUUGGAAAGUUGACACGUUAAAAUUUUAAGACGUAGUCUAUUUUUGAAAAUAUGAACAAUGUCUUUCAAUGCGGUUUUCGACAAUUAAGGCAGACUGCAGACUAGCAGAUAAACGAAGUUAAAAUUGUUGUGAAAUACUUUAACAGAUUCCCUAUCAUUAAAAAUAAAAGUCUAGUUUAAGUAUAGGGUAUCUGUUAAAGCAUUUCAUAACAAUGUUUACCCGGUUUACCUGCCAGGCUGCAGUCUGCGUUUGUCGCAAAACGAUUUCUAUGCGUAAGAAUCGCUUCGUUGACAACGGUAACUCAGAGGUUUCGGCGUCUAUCUUUCCUUUCAGUCAACCGUUCCGUUUGUAUGAUAAGCAGUCAUUUUCUUUUUGCCUCAUGCAUUCUGUACUUUUGAAAGGGACUAUUUGCAAAUGUAUAGGUCGAUCUACUUAUAUUACUUCUUGUUACGCGCGUGACGUCGACUACUUUCUCGGUUCUUGCAGUGAAAAAUUUGGCUAAAACGAAGUUUUAAAGAAACUUGGUAAUUAACCGAGAAUUUUUAAGAGCUGAUGUUUUUUUUUCUGUAAAUGUGUACAAUUUCAUAUAUAUUUUCCGAGAUUUUUCGAUCCUAGGGGCCUUUUUCUCGAAAGUUCCGAUAAUAUACCAGCCCAGAAAGGUUUGUUGUUUACAUUGUAGUAAAGGUCUAGCUUUCAACAGAUUUUUGUAGACAUUUUUAGCGAAAAAAAACCGGUUCAAAAAUGGGCUGGUUUGUUAGCCAGGACCUGCGCUUUGAUUCUUUUAAAUAUUGCGAUAUUCGUCAUUUCAUUCCUACAGUUCAAACUCUUUUCAAAUACAAAACUUCUUCAUUCAUUGUUAAUUAAUCUUUUGAUUGCAAUAGCGCUGAGAAAAGGAUGACGUCACAAAAACGUGGUUAGGGUUAGGGUUAGUCUACCUCAAACCAAGGGCAAUGUUUGAAAUCGCUUGAGAUUUCUAAAGAAGUAUUUUAUGUUUUUAGAAGAAUUAAAUCGGAGAAUUCGUGAAAAUGGAAUAAAUUUAAGACUGUCAUGUAUCUACCUCUUUCAAAACAUUUCCCGGCAGCCUGAUCACUGCCACAAAACACAGCGUACUUCGCUUUCUUUCCGGAUUUCUCGCAUUUAUUUAGUGACUCAGACCACUUUUUCAGGGAUCCUUGAGUCCCUCUCACAUUCUCAACACUCCGUAAACGCGCAUACAAAGCCUUUAAGCGAGAAGCAAAGUUUGUCUGAAUCAUUCUGGGGUCUUAUCAGAUCUUAUCAUACGUAGACUAUUUUUAGAAUCUGUGCGCAGCGCUAUUGAACCUCUUUUAAAGUCUGGUUUAGUUAGGCCUCAGUAAUAUCAAAUAAAAGAUACCAUUUAACUCUGAAUACAAAUAUCCCUACCAUGUCGGUUGUCGGCUAUUUUUUUUUUCCAGUCGGUAGUCGGUAAUUUUUAUAUCGUUAAUUUUGUCGGUAGUCAGUUAUAUUUUUCGCCGUUUGUUGCGAGUCAGUUAACCCUAUUCAGACCCUCCUGCUAGGCUGACCAAAUCCCACUACUUUAAGGAAUUACUGGACUUAUAUGUCGCUUAUAUUAAUUAUCUCUAUAACAGUAAAGUCAGUAGGUAGAAAUACAAAGGAAAAGGAAACUCUGCUAGCAAGGUAUUGGCAUUGUUAUUAGUUUGGCUCUGAUUCAGUGAAAUGCCGAAAUAAAAUAUUCCGUCUGUUUAUACGAGUGAAGUCUACUGCCUAAUUUUAUCAUUUACGGACAGUGACGGAGUCUCGCUUUGAGGAAACGUGCGAGUAUCGAAGUUAACAACGCCACUAGGAACAAAACAUCAUCGAUCAGUCAAUUCCCUCCCUGGGCAUUUGUCGUUUUGUUUUGGAAAAGCUCCAAUGCCUCACAAUGGGGCCGACCCCACGGUGGGCCUUACAAAUAGGGUGGAUAUGCCCCACCCGGGACAACAGCAAAAUUGUAUUUUCCCAGAAAUAAGCUGCAAAUACCGUAUUUAUGGAAAAUCUCUUGUAUCCGAUCAAAACUCGUGAGGCACCCUACGCAAAUCGGUCCCAGUAUACGGUUCGAGCAAGCGAGUUAUUCGGUUUUCUGAUAGUAAAAUGCACUUCAGGUGGCUUGCACUUAAAGGGCUUCCGCCGUGACGUAUAUCUUAAUAGGGAGUUUUAGCAACGACGACGGCAACGGCAACCAGGACGUCAAAAAAGCAAUAGGUUUAUUACGCAAAACAACAACUUUGCACGUGCAUCACGCUUUUUUAUACAUUUCUUUACCGUCCUUACACGUCUACGACGUGAAAAUGCCUAAUUGCAAGUUUUAUGGAGGACGUAAACAAGCGACGACGAAUCUCUUUUUCUCUCUCUAAACUUGAGUGCGGUCCUCAAGAAAUCAACUCCAGGGAAAUUCGCCUACACUUGUCAUUUUUAGCAAAUUGGAAUAAAGGCGACGAAGAUUGAAAAAAAACGGAAUUCAUUUUAAAACUGACGUUUUCGCUGCCGUUGCCGUCGUCGAUGCUAAAGCUCCCUAAUGGCGCGAGCAACUCAGACAAAAGAAAGCUACCACACCGGAGUUCGAAAAACAAAUCUAUUUAAUGUGUCUAUGUGAAAUCGUCUGUAACGGAAGGGCGCGACGGCGUGAGCUUGCGGUUUGUCUAGUUCCUUUGCCGUGCUCGUGAGAACGUGACUUUGCUUCGCUGCAAAGACUUUUCUGGAUUCUUCGAACUUACUGUGCUUGAGUAUGUUAAAUGCAGAUAUUUCUUCUCACUUAAGUAUCGCUGUGAGAGGUGCUCAAAACUGAAAACUGUUGCUGGCUCGUAUUCUUCUCCGUUUUUCCUGCAUGCGCUCUAAAAAAAAUUGGACAAAAGGUGGUCAAGAUCGGACGCAAGUAAGCUUUCAGUUUUCUCAUUUUUCGUACCAUUAGCUUCCCUGUCAAUCAAUCAAUCAAUCAUAUAUUUAUUUCAAUUCGCGUUUUCGAGUAGCAUUUCAGCCAUUAUCUCCGAGAGAGAAAUAAUAUAUAAAAUGAAAUAAAAAUAUAAAUAGUACAAUUAAAAUACAUUUCAUAUAGACAUUCAAUUACUCUCACCUAUAUAUACAACCAUUUUUAAAAAGUUAACUGCUUUAUACAUCGUUUGAAAGUAUUAAGAUCAGGAGCGCUUCUUGUUUCAUCUGGCAGAGAGUUCCAGGUGGAAAUAGAUAAGUAUUGAAAAGUGUAAAGUCUAAAAGUAGUGGUCACCUUAUCCACCUUAGGCACAGUGAAAAAAAGAAUUUCAAUUUUCUGUUGGUUGAUAAAAUCGUCUAUGGUCUUCUGAUGAUACCUGUUUCAGUUCCUGUAUCAAAAGUUUCCAGAUCCUCAGGGUAAUAAAAGUCGUCGGAGAAUAUUCGUCUUCUUCAUCCAUCACUGAAAUCUGGGGAGAGUUUCAAAUUUUUUUAGCUUUUUCUGGUAGUUUCGCUGUAAGUAAUGACAGUAUUUUUUAUCGCUGUUUGGCUGCCAAUUUUGAAUUUACCGGCUUUGCUUAAAAACAAAAAUACACGGCUUGGACCGUUUCCGUUUUGCAAAAUGCCGACCGAGAAAGAACCAAGUGCACGUAUUUGCCUCACACUGGUUUUGCCAUAUAAAAAUGAUAAUAGAACAAUAGAACAAUAAAUAUUUAAAGCUUACUAUCUAAAAGGCCAUAUUUUUAGGUGAAAUAUUGAAAAAGGAACGACGAUAACUGCAUCCAGAAGAAUUGGCAAAUACCCCACCCCCGGAAGGAGGUUUUCUGACAAAUUCCCCACCGACGGGGCCGACAAGAUGACAAAUGCCCAGGGGUGUAGGCACGUUUGGAAUUGACUGAGCUAUUAGGAAGAAUUAAUCCAAAACGGAAACAGAUUCCAAGAUAUAAUAGACAGAACCUUGUAACCAAGAAAAAACGAGCAAAAGACUUCAUGUAAAAAAAGACAUCACAUAGAAAAAAGGGGCUUGAAAUUAAGGUCUAGAUAUUUUUGUUGAACAUCAUCUGGUUCGCUCUUUACUUGAAUUAUGUGCUUUCAAGAGCCAUAAUGGGACAUUAUGGCUCUUGGUACUUUUUAACUACUCUCAUUUUUUGGUAACUGGAAAUUUAAAAAACGGAUUUGAUAAUAGGUUCAUGCAAGUUUUAAAUUUCGACACACUCCAGGGCACUUUCACUUUAAGCAUAAUUUGACUCUACGCAGAUAGUGCGCAAUCAAUAUCUUAGUCUUUUGUUCUUCAGACAAUAUUUUUUCUUUGUAAAAAUAUUAUCUGUAAACCUCCUGCUGGCGUUUAACAUAAACAGGGGUUUUCAAUGUUCUGUUUUUAUUGUGUCGUCUUUGUGUCAGCCGGAUUUCAGCUCAAUUUCUUAAUCCCUAUCAUUCAUAUUUCCAGCAUCCCACCGCGUCCCGUGUACAUAUUCAAUUUUAAAUCUCGCCCAAAUUUUGCUUUAUUAUGUGGGUAUAGCUGUAAAUCCUUUAACAUUUGGUCUCAAUUUAGCGGUUGUUAGUGCCAAACAAUAGAAUAAUGUAACAAACGUUCACGGGAGCAAUUUUAUUACAGGGGAAAUUUGUUUCAUGGCUCCAAGUUGUUAAUAAGUAGCUGUAUACAGAAGCCCAUAGCUGUAUGUCUGUAUGUCUGUAUGUCUGUAUGUCAAGUCUUGGUUGCACGCCAGUAGGUGCAAUCAACCUGAUCGAUUUCCGUGAAAUCUGUUCAAACAAGCCAUUUCUGCUAUUGUUACUUUCCCGGAAUUCAUCAGAUUCAAUAACAACCGCUUAAGAAAAUAGAGCUACAUACAUGACUUGUUCAUCAUUUACAUGGGCAAGUUAUUUCUCUGUUCACUAUAGUUGUGUUGGACUUCACACAUUAACACAUGCAUUAACUUAAACUUUGUUUCGUGACGUCAGGGUAAUAGCCGUGAUGAGGACAUCCGUAAAAAAUAAGACGGCUCUCAAGAAGGCUCGCCCCCAAAUCGCUUAUUUUUUGACAAACAAGCAAAAGUCUUAGAUGCUAAGAGUUGAUAAGGAAACACUGUUUUAUCCCUUAAAUGCAAACGCAGAAAAGAUUAAAGUUUUGUUUAUUUACCUGAAACCACCCUUAAGUAAAGUUCUAAAGAUCUUUGCCAACAUGUUUCUGAAAUAUUGCCUAGUAACAGUAGUGCUUCCGGGAAAGCACUGAAACAAUUUCUGAGAAACGUGAAGGGGAUCAUAGAGGAUUAACCUUGAAAGGGAUUCCUCCUACAGAUUUAAACAUGUCUCAUUCAACUGAAAAUGCAACCUGUCCAUACACAUUUGAUAGGAGAAAGAGCCCUAGCGGACGUGUCCUUUCGGAUACUUUGACCGAGAAGGCCUGGAAAGAUGCCACGCAGGUGCAAUGAACCACAUAGAUUCCGAGAAAAACUGCUAAGUGACAUUUACUCUGAUUACAUUGGAUUUCCCGGAAAGCUGCACUUGCAGCGUACUGAGGACGUGGAGUCGAUUUAGUGUUAUUUCCUGGUGAAUCAGCGAAAACGAAGUUAAUUUUAAAGAGGUAUGUCAGAGGUAUUAUUUAUACUUUAUAUAAAGCGACCAACGGCUCGUUUAGUUGAAUUGCGUUCAAUUCUGUCGCUUCGCUAAGCCUGACUGUAUGCGCUGAUCGUAAAGUCUUCCAAGAAACCUGUCGUUUUGAGUGACGAUUUCUGCCAAGUCCGUUGCUAUAUUGUGGGGAAGGGUCGCAAAUUACCCUGCAUUGAAUCAAAGAACGAGAAACAUGAGCAAAAUAUUGGAAAGUUGACAAGUUAAAAUUUUUAAGACGUAGUCUAUUUUUGGCAAAUAUGAACAAUGUCUUUCAAUGCGGUUUUCGACAAUUAAGGCAGACUGCAGAUUAGCAGAUAAACGAGGUUAACAUUGUUGUGAAAUACUUUAACAGAUUCCCUAUCCCUAAAAAUAAAAGUCUAGUUUAGGUAUAGGGUGUCUGUUAAAGCAUAUGAUUUCAUAACAAUGUUUACCCGGUUUACCUGCCAGGCUACAGUCUGCGUUUGUCGCACAGCGAUUUCUAUGCGUAAAUUGAAUCGCUUCGUUGACAACGGUAACUCAAAGGUUUCGAUGUCUAUCUUUCCUUUCAUUCAACCGUUCCGUUUGUAUGAUAAGCAGUCAUUUUCUUUUUACCUCAUGCAUUCUGUACUUUUGAAAGGGACUGUUUGCAAAUGUAUUCGUCGAUCUAGUUAUUUACUUCCUGUUAUACGCGUGACGUCGAUUACUUUCUCAGUUCUUGCAGUGAAAAAUGUGGCUAAAGCGAAGUUUUCAAAAAACUUGGUAAUUAACCGAGAAUUUUUAAUAGCUGAUGGUUUGUUGUUUCUUUUUUUUCUGUAAGUGUGUACAAUUUCAGAUUUAUUUUAUGAGAUUUUUCGAUCCUAGAGGCCGGCGGUUUCUAGAAAGUUCCGAUAAUAUACCAGCCCAGUGUUGUUUACAUCUCAAUAAAGGUCGAGGUUUCAAUAAUUUUUUUGUUUUAGAUAUUUUUAAAAAAGAAAAAAAGUUUAAAAAAAAUUGGACUGGUUUGUUAGCAGGACCUGCGCUUUAAAAUUUUAAAAUAUUUUCAUUUGAAUAUCUUAUUACGGGGUCGAAAAGUUAGCGGGACUUUCACAUGUCGGUAAAAAUUUCAUUGCUUUGUCGGUUGUCGGUUAAAUUUUUCGAUCUUUGUCGGUUGUCGGUAAGUUUGGGUCAAUGAUUAACAAAACGAUAUUCGUUAAUAAUUUUAUUUCAGAUAAAUUUGUCGCAAAACAAAGUUCGUUAUUUAAUUCACACAGUUUACACCGUAUACAAGUAUUAAACUUUUUCAUUCAUUGUUCAUUUAUCUUUUGAAUGCAAUGGAACCUCAUUUUAAGUCUGUGAAAGUGUCUGCCAAAGUUGAUGUACAUAUGUCAGCGAAGGUCGAUGAGGUGCUGCUUAAGUGAGCGCGAUUUAUGCAUUAGGCGUUUUUCCUCGACUUUUUUGCACACUUUCUGUUCGCUUAGCACGGCUGUCUGAUGAGGCUGCGCCACUUUGAUCUGUCUUGAGUCAGUUCUUCCAAGUUCAAAGACCAAUGACGUACUAAUCAUAAUUAAGAAAAACAAGUGGUCAAGUGAGAACAAUAUAGGUGGGAUUUCAAUUAUUUAAAGUUGUUUUUAGGGACUAAAGUCUGUUUCCCUGGACGUCCGCGAAAACUGAUUUAUGGCUCAUGCGUUAACUUUAACUGUGGAAUGUUUUGAGCUAACUGCUCCGACAUAUAUCAAGAUUUGGAAGAUCCAUUUGCCAGUACCCUUAAUUCUGCUGCUAUAGACUAAUUCCCGCAUUAACCCCGCAGAGGAUUUUGUCACUUGAGAUGAGCAAAAUAGUUUCAACAAGAACCUCUCAAUUCAGUCAGUAUAUAUCCUUUCAGUAAUCUCAAAGCCCACUCCCCUGCUCCCCACCCCCCAUCGUUUUCUUAUUCUUCCUUAAUUCAGCUUCCCGCUGCUGAAUCUCUUACCUUUAUACGACCCACAAAUAAAAUUAAAAAAAAAAAGACCGGCAGCUACGCAGGCUGCCUCCCUUAUAAUUUUCUAUGUUCAGUGGAACACAGCUUCGGUGGCGCUCGAUUGCAACCUCCUAACCUUUUGGAAAGAAACUUACGAUCACUUUUAUAAUUUUGCUCAUGUUUCGAGCAUGGAUAAACAGCACGCAGUGAAAGUACUGAAGCAAUUGACGUCUAGUAGGCUCGAUUGCUACCCGCUGUGCAAGGAGUCCUGGAUUUCCCUCGGAAAGGAGGAUAAAUAAAGGCGCACCAUUUGAACAGGCUGAAAUGAGCUUUGAUGGAGGUGCAGAUGCGAAAUAGGCGCUCUUCUAUAUAUACAUGCCGGGAGAGACGCGGAAAUCGAACCUUGCACGACUUGGAUUGUACACAAUUUCCAUACUAAUUUAAUGACAGGAAAUUUUAUAAGUAACGAAACUGGAAGUUAAAGUGAUUUACCUCUAGUCUGAAGAAGCUAACUAAAAGAUCUUCCCUGCGCUGGGAACAAAUCAAGGAAAAUACUUUUGAUAAACAGGGAAAUAGAAAACAAAUAAAAAAUACCAUUUAUUUCUGAAUACAAAUAUCCAUACAGUGUUGGAGCAUGUCGGUAGUCGGUAAUUUUUUUCUCGUUUUGUCGGUAGUCAGUUAUAUUUUUCGCGGUUUGUCGUUUAUCGGCUAACUCAAUUCAGACCCGCUUUUAUAAGAAUAAGGAAGAUUGAACUUCAGAACAUAAUGGUGAUGUUACACGAGACGAUUCACAACGACGAUUUUUAGCGCAAUACAGCGUUGCAAUGCUGGAGCAAUAUUGUAACCAUUCGAAACAAUGUCGCAGCAAUGCUGCAACGCUGUGUUGCGCUAAAUAUCGUCGUUGCGAAUCGUCUCGUGUAACAUCACCUUAAAGAGGCUAACUGCCAAUGUUGGUGAUCACAGCAGUAACAAAAUAGAUCAAAUCUUGCCAUUGUGCAUUGCUAAAGAGCCGAUAAACGUGCAUCGAACCUGAAUUCCAUUUAUUUAAUGAUGGUGCAUAUAUCGUACCUUCGUUAUAGUGCCUUUAUCGAGCGUUAACCGUACUUCAUGGAGCCUUUUUUCAAACAAUCGUUGAUAUAUCAUCUAAGGAAAAAAGUAUGGUAUUGAAAAGAGAAAAAAUGAAAAACAAUAAACUGGAAUUUUAAGCUUGAAAGAAAGUCAUUUUUGUUUUAACGAAGCACUAAUUUUCAACUUCACGAGUUGAAUUACAAGUACGUUUUGCAUGUUCUUAAGGUGUCAUUAGUCUUUCUCUUCGCGCUUAAAUAACUUAGCUUAAAUGGUGCCUUCAUCAUGCUUAAGUGGUGCCUCAAGGACAAAGGAACGAUUCACGAAAUGACAAAGAACGAUAAUCGAGCCUCUAUGCACGGUUAAUAUGUAUCGUGCAUUGGCAAUUUGGUGUAUUAAAAGUUACGUUCUAACGGUAAAGGGUGUUUUUUUUAAAUUUAAUUACCAUGACAAUAUUGAAAUAGUUUCCUUAAAAAAGACUUUGUGCAGAAAAUAUAUCUACCUGGAGUUAUGAAAACCGUGAAAAAAAAUUAUGACUGUGAAAACAAGGCUAAGGUGAUUCGCCGACAGUGUGACUCUACAUCCGGGAACUUGAAUAAGACGAGUGUAAGUAAGAAAAGUCCAGAGGUGUUUAUCUGGCAAUAGGCUGAGUUUUUCCGAGUUACUCGAUGAUAUUUCGCGUAUGUUAAACGUGAGAAGAUUAUGCGUGGUUGUGGAUAGUCUUAUCAGUGCCGCGAAAGUGUGUGACUGUGUGAUUUCCGCAUGAUGUUGACGGGUAUGUGAUCGCGUGGUUGAACUGCGGUUUCGCCAAAAUAUUCUGUGCCAGCCAUUAAUAUUGUUUCUUCGGUGUUUAGCUUAGCUGAUUGUACCUUGGAAAAGCAACUCUCGACUCAGGAAAAUUGGAUCUAGGUCUAGUUUCAGCGGGCUCUAAUGGCAUUGCACCAUAGGCCGGUUUUUGCAGAUAAGGAGGUGAUAAUUUGUGCACUAUGUUUCAUUCAGUUUGUUGUCUAUUCCAUGCGGAAUCCUGUUGUUUAUCGGACCGCGAAAAAAGUAGUGUUUUGCUAACUAUUUAAGUUGUUAUGUAAGCCUUAACCAGCCACUCUUUCGCUGCAGUUAAAAAUUUCUAGACUGAAAUGACACCGGUUUGAAACUUCGCGAAGUCAGUUUACUGAAUAAAUGUUCUAAAAUUUGCGUUAGUUUAAAUUUGGACUCGUUGGAAUACUUCUAGGGACCAUUAACUUUCUGCUCGGCUUCAGAUAACCGCUUUUAAUCGGCCUUUGAAUGAGUUUUGUUUUAAAUUGCCAAGCCGAGUAGAAUUAGUUGAUAUUCUUGCUAACCCGGUUUUCAAAAAUCCAGGUAUAUAUACAGUCUCUGUGAUGCACAUUGAUUACUCAACAACCGUGCAGAAAAUCAAGUUUCUAUCACUGACACGAGUUUGGAGGAACUGCAACCUUAAAUAUAGCGUUAGACAUUUUUUUUUCCUUACAAAAAUGUGACCGAGAAGCCACUUAAGGUAAUUAUACUAAAGUCGCUCCUUUCGAUUUGUCGCUCAUAAAGAUAUCGACUGACCACUCGGACUUUGCGUUUCGUAUUCGAUUCCCAGCGGACGUUCUUUUCGGAUGCGUCAGCGCAAAAUACACUGGCCAAAAAAAGCCUGGAAAGACGCAGUGCAGGUGAAAUGAACCAGAUCGAUUCCGAGAAAUCUGCUUAUGUGACAUCGACUCUUAUCAAAGUGAAUAUUCUCCGAAAGACCCACUUGCAAUAGGCUGUGGACAUGGAGCAGUUUUAAAGUUUUUCUCUUACUGAACCAGCGAGAACAGGAAGCUGUCAGUAAGCUGAAUGUUGGCUUAGUUGGUUAAAUUUAAAGCGUUAAAACCAGGUUUACAGCCUUGACAUAGCAAGAUGAUGUGCACUGGGGUACACAAGUUAGAGAAGUCAAAUCUAAAGCCUCAAAGAUCCUAGGCCUAUUACGUACAAAUUGAUCUAGUGGUGGCAAAUAUGUUAAGAGAAAAGUUUGUCCGUCAGUGCCUCGUUUUAUAUUUGCUGUGCUAUUUAAAGACCUUCUUUUAAUGCGUUGUGCGAUUAUUUUAAUGUUACAUUUAAUUUGGUGACAGUCCUUACGGUUAACAUUUGAAAAAAAAAACUUUCAUGGGAACAUAUAAUACACAUAAUUGACCGGCUCCCAACAUCAGUGGCCUUAUAGCUUAGUUAGAGCGUGGCACCGAUAUCGUGACGUCACGGGUUCAAAUCCCGUUGAAGUCCCGAGAAUCUUCUUUUUUUUUUUCGGGUUCUUACGCAAUUGCAUAAAUUGCGUUCACAACUGCGAGGAUUGUUCAUUUGAAUUAUAUUAAUCUCGCCCCUUUCGAGUUGUCGCUAAUAAAAAUAUCGACUCCACUUCGAUUUUGCGUUUCGUCAGCGAAAAUAUAUUGACCUAGAAGGCCAAUGAAGACGCAGUACAGGUCAGGUGCAAUGAACUAGAUUCAUUCCGAGAAAUCUGCGCACGUGACAUCUAUCAUUAACCAAGUGAAUAUUCUGGGAAAGAUCCACUUGCAAUAGAUUGUGGACAGGGAAUGAUUUACUUAUAUUUCUUCGUGAACCGGCGAAAACGGAGUUUAUCAAAAAAGGUAUGUCAAAGUUUUUCUAAAGCUAAAAAUAGGCUGAAUGUAGUCUUGGUUGGUGGAAUCCAAGUGUUGCAGGGCCUCCGGUAACUGAUUAAUACUCACCUGCUGCCUGGAGUACUGUUUUCCGAGAAAUCUGUUCGCGGGACGACUGCUAUUUAGCAGAAUGUCUCGGAAGCGAACACGACAAAGUAUCAUGUAUUGAAUACAUUGACUAGAAAAACGAGAAGAAUAUUAGAAAAGUUCUAAAUUAAGAUCUGAAGUUUAGAGAAGUUAGGAUAGACCCCCCGAAAUAGCAAGUUAAGUUUACGGCGAAUAUGAUAAGUGAAAUGUAUCGCUGAUCAUAGACAUGUUCUUAAAGCAGUCGAUUUCUUUUCCCCUCGAUUAUACGGCCGAGGGAUAAACUAUGGUUAAGUACAAUCGAUCUACUGAAAAGCUCAAACACAUCCUCUUUUCCGAGAAAGAUGUCACAACAUGUACACGUGUCGUCUGUUACUGUUUUUUGCUUGCAAUUUAGGAUGUAGCAAUUGAGAGAAAGAGACUUUUGUUAACAAAUUUUAGAUUGAAGUGGAUCCGAUAGGGUGUUCUUCGAAUAGAUGCAAAUGUUGCGGGUGUGUGUUAUUUUUUCAAUUUUUGGCUAUACUUGGUCGCUGUGCACUGUAAAAAAUAGAAAGGAAAAUUUUGUAGUAGAAAUACAAAGGAAGGGAAACUCUGUACAUGAGAGUUUGUCGUUGUUAUCGUUAAGUUUGGCCUGGCUUCCGUAAUGCGGAAAUUAGCAUCCGCAGUUUGCUGCCUUCACAGCGUACAUAUUGCCAGUUUUGUGCGUGGCUAAACUCGAAAUCGUCGAUAUAUUUAAUCAGAAACUAUUUUCACAAGUGAUGGAAUAAAGGUUUCUAGGUAAUUCCGGAAAUUAAAGUGUUUAUUUCAAGCCCGAUUGGCUUGGGUUCUUUUCCAAAACUGGCAUCUCGAAGAAAACCUUUGGUGCUAAAGUUUAUUUUCAGUGUAACCUUUAAACCUUGUCGCAUUUUCGAGCUUCAGAAAACAAUAAAAAUGAAUUUAGUGUAGACAAGGAUGUGUGUUUAUCGAAACGCUCUACGAGUGGUCUCUGGUGCCUGAGACGUCACUGGACCACGCCAGACAAAACGAAGUCAAAUGCAAACUAAUUAGAAAAAUUCAGAAGAGCCAUGAAAUUGUAUAUGAUACAUUUGCAAUCUACUAAGUAUAUCCUAUUUCUGUUGGUUUGCUUGCUAGUAGUUGUAGAAGUAAUGAUUAACUUGUUCGUGUUAAGCACUUCUUGAUAGGGAAUUAACGUACUCCAUUAUAUUAUACACUCCUAGUAUAUUUUCUCGCGUUUAACACAAUGAGUUCCGUUGCAAUCGCUUUGUUUGAUGAAAUUUCCAAUAGUCUCCCAGUUAACGAAAAAAUGGAUUUGCACCAAAUUUGUUCAGCGCAAAUCUGAUGCAAAUUUGUGCAAAAUGAGGAAUAAAUCCGUGCAAACGUAGUAAAUGCCACAUUUGCAUACCCAUUUACACCCCGGUGUACUGAAUAGGUAUGCAAAUGUGGCACUUACCACCUUUGCACAGAUUUCCUGCAUUUUCGGCGUAAUUUUUAUUUUGACUUCAUUUGAAAUGCUGAGAAAGUAGGAUUAGGGUCCCUACCUCCAUCCUUUCUUCCAUGCUUGUCUCCUUAAUUCUUUUUUACCUUCUUUUAUUUCCUUCCUCCCUUCCCUUCUUUUAUCUUUCCUUUCUUAUCAUCAUUGACUUGUAACUGUAAGAAUUUUUUUUUUCAGACCAGGGAAAUCAAUAUGUUGAUGUAACCUGAGUAUAAUGAAUGAACAGAGUAAGUAAGAUUGCAUCUACAAGAUAAGUUAACUCACUGUUUGGCUGUCUUCUAUCUUUGACAAGAGGAGUUUGAAGGUCACCUCCACUAAUCCUCCAAUGUUUUUGCCCCCAUAGUGGUUGUAGAAGACGAUGAUGAUUUUAACGUGAUUCAGCCAACCCUCCUGCAGCAAUUAAAGACCAUUCUAGAUCAAUACCCUGAUGAUGGGCAGAUACUAAAGGUAAUAUUCAUUUAGUUAAAAAGCCUUAAAACCGAUCUUUCUGAACAAAUAUAUCCCUUUUACCAUUUAAAUCUCUGCUUACGUUCACUGACGCUUAUUUUUUGUCACACCCGGUGUUUAAGGGAGGAGGGUAAUCCUGGUAACAGCACCCCUCCCACCCCCGUGGUUGCUGUUCAUGGCUAACAAACAGCCUGGAUAUAUUAACCUCAAUCCUGCAUUUAUCCUAGUUAAGUUACACCAGCUGAACCUGUUUUUAGUAUCAUCCCUUUAGAGCUCAAUAUGCGUGUUAAAAGUUGUUCAUAUUUUAUUUUUUAAGGAACUCAUUCAAAAUGCUGAGGAUGCUGGUGCGAGCCAAGUGAAAUUUCUGUAUGACAAACACAGCUAUGGAACGGACAAACUGCGCAACGAAAAGCUUGCCACGUUUCAGGUGAGAUUUGAAAAAGAGGUAGAUAAGAAUUGAGUGCAGUGUUUUCUGCAGUUUUCUGAGAGAUAAGCAACAGGAUCUAACAAUAUCUGCAGGGUCUUACCUGACUGACAGCCACCAUUGCUGUUGUCUGUCUUAGGUGGGUUGUUGGAUUGGGUGUGACCGGGGAGCGCCACUGAAUCUGGUGGUGCUUUUCCCCGCGACUGGGCAGGUUUUUGUUUAGUUAAACUGAUCGUUGGAUAGUGUCUUCAGUUCAAACUUGUAAUUUCUUCGUAACAGGGACCAGCGCUUUAUGCCUACAAUAACGCCGAGUUUACCAAAGGCGACUGGAGGGGGAUCAGAAUGCUCUGUGACAGUAACAAAGUCAAAGAUCCAAUGAAAGUUGGUCGGUUUGGCCUUGGUUUCAAGUCAGUAUUUCACAUGACAGGUAGGUACAUCGCACGGAACAAUUCGCGCCUUGUAUAUCUGAUCGUCUGCAUUAAAUGUUAUAUUCACCGUUUUUUUGUGUAGCUUUUUAUUUCGAGAAUCAUUGGCCAUGUUAAGAAUUAAUAAAUAUGAUUUAUUGUUUGUUACUAGAAAAUUAGCUAAUUGCUUAUAGUCGCCCACAACAAGAAUAGAAACUUACUAAAAAUCAAAAACCGCUGAAACUUCGCAAUGACUAAAGACUAACUAAUUGGCUAUCUGUUACUAAGGAUACCCCAGCCCAUUAUAUGACCCUGCAUUGGCUGGUUCCAGACGCGUGUAAGAUAAAGCCUCUUUUGCCCGUUAAGGAUUUUCCGCUUAGGCCCUGCCAGAAAUAGUUCUCUUGAGAAUAUAAUAAAUUUAUCACUCCAUCACUCGCCAAGUAUGUUCGGCCAAGAUGGCUGGAUGUUAGCCUCGUGUUUAGUUUUUGCCUUUCCAUUGACCUCAACUUCACGAAACGUUUCUCUGGCAAUAUCCGGCUAUGUUGACGUCACGUUUGGUCAAUAACGCACACAGGCAUAUAUCUGAAGCAUUUUUCCUUGGCUUUUAGAUUUACCGAGCAUCCUCAGCAACACACGGAUAGGUUUCAUUGAUCCACUGGAGCACUUGAGUGAUCACAAAUAUCGAAUAACUGGGUUCAGCUGGCCUCUAAAUGAGCAUGAAAAAAUGGAACGUAUACAAGAUCAGUUUCGUCCUUACAAAGAGAUAUUUGAUUGUAACGAUAAGGUCUUUUCUGAAGGAAAGUACUGUGGGACAUUGUUCCGUUUCCCUUUACGGAACACUCCGUCCAAAUUAUCAGAGACAUUGUACUCGCAGGAAAAAAUGGAAAGGUUGUUUGAGAGUUUUGUUGCCGAUGCUCACCUUGUGCUUUUGUUUCUUCGAAAUCUGGAAUCCAUUGAGCUCUACACGCGAGAGAUUACAGAAUCCAUUCCAAAAAGAAUCUUUCAAGCGAGAAUCAGUGAAGAUAGCCUUGAGUUAGUUAGGAAGAAAAGGAAGGAGUUCUUUGAAAAAAUCGAACCAGGUAAACACAUGCUUGAGCCUGUCACAGUGACGUAUCCAGUCACAAUUGAGACGGUUGUGCGGGAAAACAACAUUCAACAGUUUUCCUUCCUUGUCACAAGCUACUGCUGUGGUGGGGAGCUCUCAUCCGAGUUUAAGACGCUUCUGACGGAUGAAGAACUUAGCUAUUUACCCUCCGUUGGCGUUGCUAUGGGGGUUCCCCCAACAAAGGACCUCCCGACGCCUGAUGUUGCGGGGCACGUGUUUUGCGCUUUGCCUUUGCCUGUGCAAAAAAAGAGCAUGACAGGUUUGCCCGUUCAUGUAAAUGGAUUCUUCGCCCUCACUCAGAACAGACGUCACAUCAAGACACCAAACAAAGAUCAAGAUGACCGAAGCAAACUUACUGACAAGUCCUUGUUGUGGAAUUGCUGUUUGAUGGAAGAGGCUCUUCCAAAAGCCUAUGUGACGAUGAUUAAGGAAGCCAUUAUCAACUUCAACAUGAAUCCCGAUGCAGUGUACAAGUAAGGUUUUAUUUUUGCUUAUUAAAUCGUGAUUUUUUUCUCAUAACCUUGCAAUGUUAUUGGCAUGUGGUUGUGUAUAAGUUGGCAUGACCUCCUUUAGUUCGGAGUAAUUUCCUCGGCUUGACAAUCUUAUUGCCUAUAGGGGUUCUUUAACAUGCUUGUACGUACCUGGUAUUUAAAUACAUUAUGUACAGGUAGCACAGCUUGUACUAAAACAGAGAAAAUAAUAAGUUUGUUCUACGGCAUUAGUUGACAAGGUGAAUAGCUGGCGUUUCCAGUACUUGCACUUCGUCAAAGCCAAUCAAGGGAUUGAGGACCUCGGUAGGAACAUGGUAACAGAAAAACAAAAAAAAGCAAAACACAUUUGAAUGACAGGUGUUUAUUGAUUUUUUUUUUGUGAUUUCAAGUGUCCAUUUCAAAGACAAUUUUUUUUCCUUUUAACCCUUUCGCGCGGAAGCGCACUUAACCGCGCUCGUGAGGAUCCAAUUCCCUUCUACCGCUUGUGACGCCAUCAGUAUUACGGUCACAGACAGCCUUGUCCGCUGACUUGUGUACGGUGAAGAGAUCUUUCAAACCAUACCAGAAUGAGGGCGAGUGAGUCAACUAGGAGGCCGGAGAAAAAGUCAAAAACCCGUGUGACAUUGACCUGAAAAUUCCAAUGUAAAUCGUCUUCCAUUACCCACCUACCUUAGCCUUUCUUGUAAUCUAAUCCUAAGAACCUAAAAGCUUUCACAAAAACUUUUCCCACCAAAAUGAAGCCUACGUAAGGCCCAGUGAAAGAAAAAAACCAGUAAGAAGAGCGAAACGAGAGGGGAGGAGAUAAAGCGAAAAGUAAAAGUGAAGACUGCUGUGACACUUUUAAACCCAAAAACUUUCUGCGCAUGCCCGAACUUCGCAAGCUAAUGUUUUGCAUCUGGAUCAGAAGGCCGCAAAGUGUACGACUUAUAAGCGGUUUUGUGGCAAGGUUUAGUUCUUUUUAGCACGACAGUGAUGAAAAAACGGCUCAACUAGCUUCAAAACGCGAAAAACAAGAAACGCUUUUGGUUCAACUAACUUGCAAACAUCGCCAGAAUAACAUAUCCUUGUUUUUCCUGUUACACGCUCAAUAUUAAACCACACAUAACACAAAAUCGGAUCCAAAUUGAAUCAAAUGUAAAACAACCACGUCAGUGUUUUCGUAAAUGAAUGAUUUUUUUAUGAAGAAAAAACUGAAAAAACGUCAACAGAGCUACGUACUAGGCGUCGGAAAGAAACCUCGUUAUUGCUUAUAAUAUGGUUUUUAUAGUUACUUGAUUUUUACAAAGAAACUUUUAUAUUAUUUGUCAUUCAGAGCAUGGCCACAUAACGCAGUUAUUGACCCAGCUUGGGAAAGACUUCAGGGACCAUUUUUACAGCUGAUGUGUGGUGAACCCUUCGUAUACACUCCAGCCGGUGGAGGUCAGUGGCUGAAGGCGGAGGAGGCCAUCUUUGACACCGUCCACAAACAUGACAGCGAACUUAAGCAGCUUCUCGUCACAGUUUUGCUUCAAGCCAAUCAAAAUGUUGCCUGCCUGCCCAAUCAUGUGCUGGAGGCCGUAUCUGUCACACAAGAGAUGGAGAUCACUCCCUCGCUGGUGCGAAAAGUGCUCAAAAAUUUCCCAACCGGCUAUAGGAGCCUUGAUCGAAAGCACAAGUUGCUACUUUUGAAAUUCGUCUUGAACGGCCAAUUCACAAACGUUGAAGAACUCCUUGGUUUAGAGUUAUUACCCACUUCGAAUCAAGGUUUUACAUCUUUUUCAAAGGAUGAUAGACCUAUUUUUAUCUGCUCACGUGAGUAUCCUCAAGAAGUUCAGCUUUUGCCAGGCCUAGGACAUCGCUUUUUAGAUCACGACGUUGACGAACACCUGUUUAGAAGCCUAGAAGCAGUUGCAGAGAAAGGUAUGUUUAUUACGAAAUUCCUUGAUAUGACGUGCGAGUAACUGAAGGAGUAACUCUCUGUGAAAGACUAAAGCAAAUUUAAGAAUUGGAAUAGAUAUUCUACCGAAUGAAUAAAUACAAUUUUCCAUCUCGUGCUUCAUUUCUUGCUUUAGCAUAAGUUGAGUAUUUUUAAAACUGCGAUGAUCUUCUCCGCAUUUAUAUUUUCAUCUUGCAGUUCAAAUAUAUGAAAUUCAUGUAUUAUCAUUUUCUUCUUAAUCUUUCCCGGGUAUGUUACGAAACAAUUUAAUGACCAUCUCCCAGUCGGCUUGCUAGCGCUGCACAGGUAUCGCAGGGCUCAGGGUUCCAAUCCCGCCUAGCCUGAAUUUUUCCAGGCUUUUUUUUGGCAACAGCAUAAGUCACGUAUUUAGGUUGUUAUGAUAACCUUCUCCGCAUUUAGUUCUUCUGCUUAAUGGUAAUUAAAUUGUCACCAAAUAAAUUAUUCAACACACAAAUGACCGCAGUCGAAGCUAGCCACAGUGGUUACAGCUGUCACGAGAAAUAUUCGUACUUAUGUCCUUGAAGUGUCGCUAAGCAAACAAGCUUUAAUUUCCAUCCAGCGAAACAUUUUCAGCCGCCUUAAGCUGAUCAAAACCAAAGACAACAAUUUCAUCGGAAUUUUGACAGGAAUUUUCCAGAUUGUUAUUUGCUUUCUUGGCUCGUAACCCUUUUCGGAAGUUUCCAAUACCGUGUCACUAGAAACAUGUUUUGCUUGAGUUGCUUGCAGGAUCCUCAUUUUAAUUGGAGGUUAACAGGAAAUGAGAGUCUAUUGUUUACUUUAUUUUUAUUUAGGAUGCACUCAGUUGGGGAGUCUUUGUAAAGAUUAUAUGCCAGAGUUACUUCGCGAGGCCCUGCCGUCUGAAUGGGAAGGAAAAGAUAUGGUUCAAUGGUAUCCCGAUGAUAAGAGGUACCAUCAUCCCACGAAGAACUGGCUUAAGCACGUGUGGGACUACCUUCGAGAACAAUUUGAAAAAGAUCUCUGUAAACUUAAGAACCUUCCUUUGAUUCCACUUGACCUCUCGCGCCACCCGAUAGAAUUGACAAAGAUGACAACCCCGUCAAAAAUUGUUGAGAGCAAGCUGAGUGAAAAUAAUGAUAUCCUUGACACCUCUUUGUGUCACGUGUUAAAGGCCUUGGGUGUUAUAAUAAUGAAAAAUUGCCCACAUUUUCUGAAAAGCCAUCCUGGAAUAGAUAAAUUUGUUCACCCACCAUCUGUCAAGGGUAUUCUGCAGGCGUUGUUGUCUUCUUCCAGCGUGAUGGGGGAAGGCCUGCACUCGGCUAUUCUGAGCGACGUUGGAGAUAAUCACAGGCGUUCCUUAAGAAAAUUAAUUGCUAAAGUGCCAUCAUCCUUGUCUUUUAAAGAGAAGGAGUAUCUUUCCUGCCUUCCACUUUUCGAGACUCUGUCUCAGGACUUCGUGUCCAAAAAGCAGGGGCUAGGUGCCUUACCAAAAGAAGCUCUACCAUUCACACCCCGCGGAGACUUUAUUGAUGUUAAAGAGCCCGACUCUCUGGCUUUGGCGCGCUUAUUAGACAUCCAAAUACCGACGCUGACAGAAUUUUUGUGCGAGCGAAUAAUUCCAGAUGUCAAAGGAGAAAGCUAUGUUGAACACGAGAUUGACAACGUGAUGAUGUUUGUGAUAGGUCAUAUUGACACCGAUGCAAGGCUAGUAGAGAAGAUGAAAACUUUGAAAUUUGUCUCAACUAACAGUGAAGGACGGGUUUCAGCUAUGGAACUCUUCGAUCCCAGAAAAGGCAAACUUAGGGAAAUUUUUGCUGGCGAAGAUGUUUUUCCCGUCUCGCAGUAUACUGCUCCUGAAGUCCUUAGACAUCUAGAGAAACUUGGCAUGAAGAGUGAGGAAGAUAUCACAGCUUAUGACCUCUACAAAAGUGCCACGAAGGUCGCUGACAUUGUAACACAGGCAGAGGCAGAGAGGAAGUCGAAAGCAAUUUUGAGUUAUCUGUGCAGACAUCCCAAGAAGCUUAAGGAGAACGUCUCUGGAGUGUCGCUGGGAAUAAAGCUUCAAGAUGUCCCUUGGAUAUCGCCAGUGCUAGUAAAGCCCCCUAAUUUUCCCAGUAGCCUUCCUUUCUACGGAGAAAAUGAAACAAAAGCUUAUUUCUUCAAGCCCACGGAGGUAGAGACCAAAGAUAAAGCGUCCUUAAUUGGAGCAAUAAGGCCUGUUGUUCCAGUUGAUUCAUCAAGUGAAGUAGCCAAACAUCUUGGUUGGGACAAGAGUCCCCGUGCACUGGACGUUGUGGAGCAUUUUAAAAUCUUGAUCGAUUGUUACAGAAAGGAUGAAAAGCCACAGUAUAUGUUAAUGGUGGGCGAAAUUUACUCUUUCCUUCUUAGGACAGAUGAGACUCACGUGGAACAAGCGUUGGAUGGAAUCAAGAGCUCAAGAUGGAUUUGGAAUGGAGACGGCUUUUCCUUUCCAAAUGCUGUGCUUGCAGGAAAGCCUUCUAUUGACCUCUCGCCUUACAUUGCAUCCCUUCCUACAGAGAUGAAUGCCUACUCUGAAUUGUUUUGCAAAUUUGGCAUGCAAGAGCAGUGUGAUGUUUUAUGCUUGCUUUCUGUACUUAAAUUGAUUAAACAGAAGUAUGAAGAUUGUGAGGAGCAACAGUUUGAUCCUAAAGACGUGGAAAGAGAUUUACAGUUGUCUAUUAACAUUUUGAAUAAGGUGCAAUCUGAAGGCGGUGGAGAGUUAUCAUCAGAACUUCUCCAGCACGUUUUGCUUCCAACAUUCGUAGAAAACGAUACUUAUGUCAAACUAGCGCAAGGGGAAAAAUGCGUGUAUUCCAAGAAAGGGUCGCGACCAUUGUGUGAUGAUGAAAACACGGAUUAUUUACUGUUACACCAAAACGUCCCUUAUAGCACUGCGGAAUUUUUCAAAGUUCGAACGCUACAGAACAGCUUACUGGAUCCUGAUGAGCUCGGAAUUGGGGAAGAGUGUGGACAGGAGGAGAAACUGACUAGUCGACUCAGGACACUGUUGGAGGAUUACACCGAUGGAUUUGCAAUACCGAAAGAACUUAUUCAAAAUGCAGAUGACGCGGGUGCAACGGAGGUCAGGUUCUUGUACGAUGAAAGAACUAAUGAAGAUGCAAUGGACCUUUUGUUUGACGAAGGAAUGAAAGAGUGCCAGGGUCCCGCUUUGUGGGUUUACAACGAUGCUUUAUUUGAAGACAAAGACUUUGAAAAUCUGACAAAGUUAAAUGGAGCGACAAAAGAAGAAGACACAGAAAAGAUUGGAAAAUUUGGACUUGGUUUCAAUGCAGUGUACAAUCUGACAGACGUUCCCAUGUUAGUAAGCCGAAACUACUUUGUUAUCUUUGAUCCUAACACUUUUCAUCUCGGAAAAGCAAUAAGGAACAAAAACAAGCCAGGUAUAAGGCUCAACACUAACAAAAACGCCAAGAAGCUAAAGAAUUUUCCCCAUCAGUUUAAGCCGUUCAAUGGUAUCUUUGGUUGCGAUCUUUCUCUGAAAAAUGAAGACAACUCAUUCCAUGGAACUCUGUUUCGCUUUCCUCUACGUACCGAAAAUCAGGCUAUAAAGAGCGAAGUAAAAAAACUUGUUUAUGACGGCAAGCAAGUGAAAGAACUUUUGCAGCUUUUCAUGAAAGGGGCAGGAUCGCUAUUACUCUUUACGCAGAAUGUCCGUCGAGUCAGUGUUUCUCAUUUGUCUAAAGAGGCGACAGAUGCUGCACAACCUACACUGAUGUUUGAAGUGACAAAGUCAUUAAGGCAAGGAGGGAUCAUACGGAAAUUGUCUAUGCAAGUCGACCUUCCUCCUACUGCAAGCAAUCUUGGGAGAGAAGAUAAACGCUGUCUGGAGCAAUGUAACUUUCUUAAGGCAGCAACAAAAUUUGUGGAAGAAGCAGAAACUCCCAGUGCCAUUUUGGGUAGGUCAGGGAUAAUCCUUGACAUCCAGAACAACAUGACGGAGGAUGGACGCCCUUUCUUUCAAGACACUAGUACGCUACCAUCUGGCGUUGAGACUUGGCUUGUCGCCUCUUCCAUGGGCAAAGGCGAAGCUCUGAAGUUCUCCCGGGGUAAAAAAGGUCUUAUUCCUUCUGCAGGAGUUGCUGUUCGACUGUCCCUUGACAAUGGCUCUGUUUCAGGCUCUCUUUGUCCUUCAGAUUUUAAAGGAACCCUGUUUUGCUAUCUUCCACUACCAAUCUACAGUGGUCUUCCUUUACACGUUAAUGGUGCUUUUGCAGUAGCCUCAAACAGACGAACUUUGAAAGAGAAAACAAACGAUGACAAAGCCUGCGUUGGAGUAGACUGGAACAAUAUUCUAUUCCAAGAUUCAGUUUGCGCAGCGUACCUAGACCUUCUGGAAGACGUUAAGUCAUUUAGUACUCAAAUGUCCGGGAGCAAAUACCAGUUUCAUUCGCUGUGGCCUACGUCUUGUAAAGUGGAAAAGGCCUGUGAGCCUCUCGCGAGAUCACUCUAUUAUCACCUUGCUUGUAGUAGUAGUUCCCUUUUCUCCGAUGGAGAAAAAUGGGUCAGCAUCCAUGACGUUGUCUUUCUUGAUCCUCAGUUUCGCAAAGAUUCUGAAGUCGGUGACAUUUCUUUCGAAGUAUUUCAGAUGUUGGUUUCUAAGGACAUAGCCGUGAUCGAUCUUCCCUUUGAUGUGUACAAAUCGUUUGAAAACUAUGGGUACGAAGAAGUGAUUUGUUCCAAACGAUAUGACGAGAACAGGUUCUUUUCCGACCUGUUUUUCCCCAACAUUGGUUCUGUACCGCCUCAGUUUAGAGACAGGCUGCUCAUGUACGCGCUGGAUAAAAUGAAUGAGGGUCUUGACGAGCUGAUUAAGAGUCAUGCCUGCAUUCCAGCAACUCCGCAUGGUCAAAUACUCAAAUGCCCUAGCCAGCUCAUAAGUCCAAACGGAGAUGCUGCAUUGUUGUUUUCCCCGUUAGAUGAAAGGUUUCCACAAGGCAGUGAACAAACUUUUCUUCACCCUUCACGGCUUUUUAAACUCCAGCAGCUUGGAAUGGCGACGGAUAACCUCUCCUGGUCUGAAAUCGCAGAACGGGCAGAGAGCAUCAGCAUCCUGAAUCAAAGUUCCACUGAUGCAGCAAAUGAAAGAGCCGAGAACCUGAUCGCUUUCUUAGAGAAGAAGCUCAGUCGUGACGGAAAUCCUCCACCUAUGCCUGAAGAUUACUCUCGAAUUCUGAAGGCGAAAUUUUUGCCAGUUCUCAAGAAACCCCAGUCGUUUCCUCUCACUUGGAAAGGAAGUGAUACUAAAAGUGGAAAAAAUCAAGUGUUCGUAUCUGCGAUAGAGGGCUUUUUACCUGAACACAUGUAUCUUUUAUGCUGCAGUGAGCCAAUAAUAGGAGGGUAUAUUUCAGAAAACGCCAAAACCUUUUUGGACUUAAAAGGCAAACGACCCACAGUAGAGCAUGUACUUGAACAAAUAACCAAGGCCAUUUGUACAGAAAGCGAACUGAAUGAUGCUGAGUAUGAAGAGAUAAGAAAUACCUGUACCCAAUGCUACAAAUUUCUUCAGGAAGCUCUUGGCAGCAGUAAAACCAGAAUAGCCAGUUUUUCUCAAGACACAGACUUCAUUCUUGUCGGAAAUAAGUUUUUACCUGCAAAGAAAGUUGCUUUCAACCUACCCGUCGAUUGUUCUCCAUACCUGUACAAGGUUCCAGAAGAUUUGGCCUGGCGAUACCCGAUGUUGAUGAAGGUAGCUGGCGUUAGAGAAACUUUCCAGGCAGACGAUUUUAUGAAUGCUUUAAGGCAGAUUAAAGAAAACUUUCAAGAUGAAGCUCUCGACAAGGAGACACUUCAAAUUGCAAUCAAUCUGGCAAUUCAGUUAGAAAAAUCGCUGGGUGAAGAUCACCAACCUGUAGCACCUGAAUGCCUUUAUCUACCAGAUGCUUUCGGAGUAAUGCAACGUGUAAGUGAACUUUGUAUUAACGAUUGCCCCUGGAUUUUGGGAAACACUGAUGUCCAAUACGUCAAUCCUGGAAUUCCCACGUUAAAAUGUUACCGCCUAGGGGUAAAAACACGACGAGCAGAGGCCUUGCGACAUCACGCCUAUGGCAUCUCUUUUGGACAACGAGAGAAACUGGAAAACCGCUUAAAACGGAUUUUGGAUGCCUACCCUUGUGGGAAAGAACUAUUAAAAGAACUUCUCCAGAAUGCUGAUGACGCUCAAGCAACUGAGAUUUGCUUUGUUGUGGAUCCACGAAGCCAUUCCAAAAUUCGAGUAUUUGAGAAGUGCUGGGAACCAUUACAGGGCCCUGCGUUAUGUGUGUAUAACAACAAGCCUUUCACAGAAGCUGACCUUGUAGGUAUACAAAAUCUUGGAGAAGGAAGCAAGGGGGACGAUCCAAACAAAACCGGCCAGUAUGGAGUUGGUUUCAAUGCCGUCUAUCAUUUAACAGAUGUACCUUCAUUUAUAUCUACUGGAGAAGAAAUUGGUGACGUCUUAUGUGCAUUUGAUCCAAACUGCCAUUACGUCCCCGGAGCGAACCCUCAAGAACCUGGAAGAAUGUACAAAAAAACAAAGGAGCUCAGGAACCUUUUUCCCGACGUGUUUUCCUGCUACCUCGAAGAACACUUUCAACCAUUUGAAGAUUCAACUAUGUUUCGAUUUCCUCUUCGAACACAACAGAUGGCAAAGGAUUCCAGUUUAUCAACAAAGCCAGUCACCUUGCAGGAACUAAAAGAAAUGAUGGAAGCCCUGAAGAAAGAGCUCUUUGAAGUCCUUGUUUUUGUUAAUAAUGUUAAGAAGAUAACUUUAUGUGAUAUUGAUGAGGACAGCGGCGAUAUUUUGAGCAAAUAUUCAGUGGAGGUGGUGAUGUCCCAUGAGGAUGAACAAAAACGACAUGAAUUUGUUAACCAUUUAUUGCAGACCGGAAAGUCGACUAAACAGAAAAGAAGUGUUUUGUUAAACACUGAGGUUAAAAAGUGCUCCUACAUCAAAACAUUGCGAGACUCUUAUGGUAAGGAAGAGAAGUGGUUCGUUGUUCAGCAGUUCGGUUUUGAAAAACCAGUCCCACCAAGCAUAGCCUAUGCUUACCAAAACCACGAUCUGGGGCUCAUUCCUCGAGGUGGGGUGGCAUGCCUUUUGGAAAAGAACUCUACGAGUGUAACACCCCUGAGAAAAAAGAAAGUUUUUUGCUUUCUUCCGCUCCCCAUCGAAACUAACCUGCCAGUUCACAUUAAUGGGCACUUUGCUUUGGACCAUGAAGCCAGAAGAAAUUUGUGGUGGGACGAGACAAGCGGCUAUCGAAGUGACUGGAACAAUGCCCUGCUAAGUGAUGUGAUAGCAUCAUGCUAUCUAACACUUUUAGACGAGGUGAGGAGAUUCUAUCAACUACCAGUCACCCCAGGCGAAUUAGAAAAUCUGAGUUGUUGUGAACAAGAUUUGGCUGAAAGAUUCAAAGAUUUCGAGAAGUUGUUUCCAAAGUUUGAUGGCCAUGAUUCUCACUGGAACACACUUGUAAAGUCCGUUUAUAAGAAAAUGGACGAAAAGCGAUGUCGGCUUCUUCCGGUGGUGAAUUGCUGGUCACGAAACGCUGCCCAUGUUCGUCAAAUCCAGGUGACAUGGCUUCCUCCUACUGGUACUGGAAAUGAUCAGGCAUUCUUUAACAAUAUUGGUACUGAUGGAAGCCCUGGGAAAGACAGGACACCAGGAAAGCAUCAUCUCGCAAAAAUCCUCAUCCAAACGGGAUUUAACCUACUGAACCUUUCCGCUUCAAUCUGCGAAGCAUUCAACAGAUCUGGUGUAAGAACUUGCUAUGUGUCGCCUUCUUCGGUUAUAAAUUUCUUUAAGAAGUACGACUCUCAAGAUUCCCAUUGUAUCCUUCGCUCUGUUCCAGUCGAUGUCGGUGAGACACCUUUAGAGAAUGCUGCCACCGUUUCACUUGUGCUUGCGUAUUGCAAGUCUCAAGAUCAUUUUCUCCGUGAUUUACAUGGUCUUCCCUUGCUGUUAACGCAAGACAACGUGCUCCGAACGUUUGACGUGAGUAAUCAGAAAUUUUUGUCCCGAUACCACGACAUUUUGCCAAAUUCUGAAGAGAUGUUUGUUCACGAGAAAAUAAGAAGUAGCAUUUUCAGUAACCCAGCAAGUGUUGAAGCACGUGUUUUCCGACGUUUUGAUGUGAGUGCUUUCGUGGAAUUUUUGCCUAGAUCCUAUCCAGUUUUGUUUAAUCAGUCAGAUUAUUAUCUUCAGUGGGAUCCAGAAAAUCCAACACAACCAGGUAGACCUUGGGUUACCAGAGUUUGGAGCUUCCUUGGAGAAACACUGAUAUGUAAUCAGUUAUCAAGUUUGCAAGCAAGCAUGCUGUCAGUACUUACGAAAAUGUAUAGCUGUAAAAUUCUCCCUGCAACCGAAAAACCUUCCAACAUUGACCUCUCUGAUUCAUUUCUGGCCAAAGGAGAAUAUUUAGUGCCCUUGAAAUUAGCGGGAACUGUUCUUGACUCCAAUGAGAUGUAUAAAGGCGUUCCACUAUUUUCAGCUCUUAGAGAUCUGGGUCUGCCUGAGAUGAAUAAUACGGUGCUUUGUGCUUCGUCUGCGCCUAAUUCAUUCCUGGGUUCCUAUUAUCUUGCACGGCAUCUCGUGGCGUCCCCUGAGAAACCCAAAUCUAUCAUUGCUUCACUGGCUCAAAUGAUGACAAGAAAGCCUCAUGCGUUACAAGGAAAACUGGAUGCUUCAGGGUGCAAGAUUGUUCUCCGUUAUUUUAGCCAGAGUGUUGAAAGCCUUAAGGGAACGUUGUCUAGAGAAGAAUUAGAGUCAUCUAAGACUGUUUUACGAAAGCUCCCCUUUUAUCCUGCUACGCACAAUCGUCUUGUCAGCCUUGAUAACCAGAAAGUUUGCGUUUUACCGAAUAAAAUACCUAGGGAGGAGAUGACCAGUCUGGAGGAGAAGGUCGACGUAUUGUUUCUCGAGCAUGUCUCAGAUCUCCUCAAUUUAUAUGAGUUUCUGGCGUUUGAUUGUAUCACGACGGUGGAUAUAUAUUGUCAGUUUAUCUUGCCUAAUUUUGAGAUCUUCAGCAAGGAGGCACGAAUGAGACAUCUCCUGUAUCUUCGAGACUCGUUGUUGAAGCAUUUUCUAGAAGAGAAAGAGAAGGAGAGAUUACUGAGAUGCUUGAUGAAUACGGCAAUCAUAACCACCCUCGAGGGCACACUAAGAAUGGCGUCUUUUUUCUUUGACCCAAGGAAUGAAGUGUUCAGAGCCAUGCUACCAGAAGAAAUGUUUCCACCCGAACCUUUCAAUCACCCAGAAUGGUUACCUUUUAUGAAAGUGAUCGGUAUGAUUAAUGAAGUUUCUGGGAAACAUUUCAUCAGCUUUGCUAAAGACGUUGCACGGGAAGCAAAGAUGCAUCGCACAUUGAAGACAGUCGAAAAAUCAAAGCUACUAGUUUCCAGCCUUUUCAAGCGCUCAAAAACAUCGGAUGGACUCCUGCAAGCAGUUUGUGAUAUUCCUUUUGUGGUUUCAGAUCCAAUUCCCGAGGACCUUAAAAAGCUACAUACACCGUUUGGUGCACAGAACGAUGACCGAAAUCCGUUUAUUUCAUUUAAAGACUCUGUCCUUUACAACCACAUCGAAACCGUGUGGACGACAGCGUAUCUACUUCCAAAGUGGGCAGAUCCUAGGGAACCGUCGAACUUGACAAGAGAAGAUUCUGUUAGUACCAUUCUUUCGCAUCUAAGAGUUUUGGUUGAGCCAACAUUGCAAAUGGUAUUUUCCCACUGCAUCAAUAUUGUUCAACAAGGUGCUGUAGAAAAUGCUAGCAAUUUUCCGGAAGGUCAGGUUGUGGCAAGAACGUCUGUCAUGAGAAAGAUUUACGCAUUUUUGGAUCAGAAAGUUACCCAAGGCAUUGCUGUCCAUAGUGGCCUUCAGGACAUACCUUGCAUUUUAGUUGAAAGGGGAGCAAGGUUUGUGAAAUGCAAACAAGUAGUUCUCCAUGGGUCUGAAGAUCUUGAGAUAACACCCUUUCUUUAUCGACUACCUCUUGAAAUCGGAGAUUUCCACAGGCUCUUUUUGCACCUCGGAUGCUCUAAAGAUGUUAGAGCUACCCACUAUGCUAUGGUCUUGGAAAUGUUACACGAUCACGUCCGGUCGAUGAAGCUGAAUCCAAAUCAGAUCACAAGCACUUUGAAAGCAGUUCGAGGUUUUUUCGAAAGGUUAAAACAGCAUCCCGACGAGAAAAUUGAGUGCCAAAACUUGUACUUACCAGCAGUUUAUCCGGUAAACAGAUGCUCCUUCGACAACCUGCACAAGUCUACUGAUUUAAUAUUCGAUGACACUCCACACUAUCGGCGUAGGCUUGAGAAGUACGACCAACUAUUUGUGGUGGACCUAAAGAUGGUAGAGCUACAAUGCCCUUCUUCGAUGAACUACAAAGACUACAUUUUGUGCCUUCCAGAUAGCUUACGGCCGCAAUUUCUAUCUAAUGUUGUACAGGAAAAAUUAGUUACUUCUCUGGAGAGUGGCGGUCUGAUUCCCCAUGUUGCCGUUGCUGAUUCCUUAAAAAAACAGCUGUGCUCGGAACAGUUCUUUCGUGGAAUUUUGAGGUUAAUUCGUCACGCAAACCAAGACGGCAGAUCCUUGGAUGAAAGUGCUUCUUCUCGCCUUGAGAGCAGACUUCGAAGUAUUGAGUUCUUCGGACUGAACGGAAUUGUGACCCAGUUGGAGUGUAAGGGAGUUAUUAUCCCUGGAAGUGAAGCAGAAGUUCCACAUUUUUUAGAAAAGGUUUCAAACGGAGGUAGAGAUGUUUGGAAGGUCUAUGUUAAUGCCGAGGCAGAAAAUACCGAUACCCAAAUGUCACUCACCCUAACGCAAGUGAUCUCUGAGGCGUGUGAGGGACUGUUGCGGGAGAAUGUUAUGUUUAUACCAGAGUUGUUGCGCACGAAGCCCAACAAGAUAUGGUCAAUCCUGGACCACAUGAGUAUCCGACAGGAUGAAUCAUACGAUCCGUCGCUGAGUGAUCUUUUACCUGAUCCAGGGGAUUUCAUUCCGAUUGAAGAUCAUCAUUUGCUGAACGAAGGCUUUGAAGAUUUCUCUCCCGGAGAGUAUGUUGGAUUCGAACUGGAGGAUCCCAGUCUAGAAGAGAAGAACGAAGAAGCUACCUUCAUAUAUGCCAUUAUAGUUGAAGAAAUCAAUAGCCAGGAAAAUGCAAGUGUCUAUACAAAACGUUACAAAGUCAAUGUUGGACAUGAAAAACAACUGCAGGUCGCCGAGUCUACAGAUUUGUAUAAAUUUCACAGCCUUCAAACUCAUUCGGAAAACCAAGAAAGGCCCACUUCAGAAGCAAGCAAAAAAGAAGUUUUAAUCAGAAUUGCUAAAGUGCUUAAAGUGGCAUGGAAUCUUCCUGAGAAAAGAAGAAUAAAGAUUAUAAAGCGUUUGUUUCUUCAGUGGCAUCCUGAAAAGAACAUUGGUGACGCCGAGCUCUACAACGAAGUCAUCCAGCAUCUUCAAAAUGAAAUUGGAAAGUUGGACAGCGGUGAAACUACGUGCAACCAAGUCAGCAGCUACAAACCCUUCUAUAAUGUCUGGACAAAGCGUGCGAAACUGCAUCAUACUCGACGCCAGGAAUACAGGGCAGCAUUUGACAAAAAAUAUGGAUCUCGGGAAACCUCAAAGACUCACAGUUUUAAGUCGGGAAUUCCUCCAAGUUUCUGCAAGAAGAAUCCUCAACCAGGUCAGGCACGACGUUGGUUUAGACAAGCGGAAGCCGACCUAAGGGCAGUUAAACAAGAUUUGGCGGUAGAAACUCCUUCCUACGAGUGGGCGUGUUUUAAGUCUCACCAGGUACACUGCUUAAUCGUUUAA